Podarcis lilfordi (Lilford's wall lizard) is the source of this 47197-nucleotide messenger RNA. Lineage: Eukaryota; Metazoa; Chordata; Lepidosauria; Squamata; Lacertidae. The record is from the annotation of a GenBank genome assembly.
AUGGCUUCGUUCCCCGAGUCGGAUUUCCAGAUCUGCCCGCUGUGCAAGGAGAUGUGCGGCUCGCCGGCUCCGGUCUCGUCCAAUUCGUCCACCUCGUCGUCGUCCUCGCAGACUUCCACCUCGUCUGGAGGAGGAGGGGGUGGUGGUGGAGGAGGAGGCGGCGGCGGCGGCGGGGGGUCUUCGUCGUCCUCCUCGUGCGCCCCGUCGAGGCGCCUGCACGUCCUGCCCUGCCUGCACGCCUUCUGCCGCCAGUGCCUGGAGGCGCAGCGCCACCCUGCCGCGGGGGACUCUCUCAAGCUGCGCUGCCCCAUCUGCGACCAGAAGGUGGUGAUCUCGGAGCCGUCGGGCAUGGACGCGCUGCCCUCGUCCAACUUCCUCCUCAGCAACCUGCUCGACGUGGUCGUCGUGGCGGCCGCUGCCGAGGACCAGAAGAACAACGGGCGCCCCGGCGGACCCGGCGUCGUCGGAGGGAGCAACAGCAGCACCAACAACCGGCACCACCACCACCCUCGACAGCAGCCGGCGCCGCAGCAGCAACAGCAGCAGCAGCAACACCGCGCCUCGGCCGGCGGCGGCUCGUCGCCGGGCUCCGUGGCCGGCUCGGCGUCGUCGGGGGGCGGCGGCGGAGGCUCGUCGCUGCUGCUCCGACGGCCGCACAGCCGCCAGGGCGAGCCUCGCUGCAGCUCGUGCGACGAAGGCAACGCCGCCAGCUCGCGCUGCCUCGACUGCCAGGAGCACCUGUGCGACAACUGCGUGCGCGCCCACCAGCGCGUCCGCCUCACCAAGGACCACUUCAUCGAGCGCUUCGGCCCGGGCCCGACCGCCUCCACCGGCGCCGGGCCCGCCUCGGCGGCCGCCCAGCUCGCCCUCAGCCAGCCCUACUCCGCCGCGCCUUACACCAUCCUCUCCUCCGUCUUCUCCGACCGGGUCAACUACUGCCAGCACCACGACGACGAGGUGAGUGGCUCGCCUCGACUCCUUGAUCCGAAUCAGGGGUGCCAAAUGGAAUCGAGCAUUGGGGGGGCGGGGGAGGGAAUCCUCGCCUCACCUAAUUGAUCCCAAGACACCACUUGAAUGGCAGUGCCUAUGAACUUUUUUGGGGGGGUUGGCUGGCAUAUAUUUUAUUGGGUUAGCCCUAGGAGUUGGCUCCUGUGCCUUGAUCUGAAUAGCCUUGUGGGAGUGAUGUUGGACCGGGUGGGGAGGCGGGGAGAGAAGCCGCCUCUGAAGUUCAACAGGGAGAGAGGAGCCGGGGCUCAAGGGGGUGCUGCAAACUGCCCUCGCCUGCCCUGAUGUUUGGGGCUUUGUAAGUUGCAUUGGAUAGAGAGCAGCUUGCAAUAACCGUAUUGGCUUAAAUUAAGCAACAAAGUCUCUGAACCGAGUGUAUUCAGCUUCUUGAUCUAAGAACCCCCUCCGGAGUCCUGCCCCAAAUCAGCUUCAAAUGGCUGCUUGCUUUGUUCUGGGAUUUUUUUAAGGGCUUUUUUUAAAAACGGAAGAUAAUGUAACGUGGAAACGUGUUACUCUUUGCUUAGAUCAUGUGCGGCUGUGCUCUUUCCAUCCUGGGUGGAGCGAUCUGAAUUAAAGAGCACCUACAGAAGAGGCAUAUUUGAACACCGUUUUGGUUUUGCUGGUUAACAGCACUAGGUUGCAUGACUUAAAUUCACAGCUAUAUAGGACCCUGUUUCUGUACUUAACUAUCAACCCGGAUUUUGUUCACAAGUGUGCACUGAGAGAAUCAAAGGAGACAAAUUACCCUCUGAUCUGCCUUGUGGUUUCUAUGAAGGUGGUUCAAAGAUGCUAAGGUGUAACCGAUUUGUGUUAAUUGGAAUUAUUUUUGAAUCUGUGCCCAUAAGAGCCUCAAGAGGAAUGCUGCGAAAUAAGGCGUCCCUCCUGUGCAAAUUGUUGCUCUGUUAAGAAUUUAUAGCGGUUCUUACAAGUUCCGCUUGUCUUUUGCAGGAAAUGUAUACUUUUUCCGUACAUUUGGCAAUUCCCCUUAUUGUAUAGCUUCAUUUAUUCCUCUUGAUAUUGUCUUGUAGCUGUACUGAAAUGGGAUUUAUCUUUCUAUAGGGCUGUCAAUUUCCUCCCCUCCCUCCCCGCGCCUUUUAAAAGAGCUUUUGCCCUUCCUUUCCAGGACAUAUGGCAACCUUAAUUUCCUUUAAUUCUCCCCCUUUUUACACCUACACGGUGUGCUUGCUGCUUCCAGCCCUGUUCCUGCGUCUUGCAUGCUUUGUUCACGUGGAGCUGUCCACGCUUAACUGGAGUAAAUCUCCAUAAUGCUGUACAAAGCAGUAGAGCUGCUUUGCGGGGGGGGGGGGGAUGUGCUGCAGGCAAGAGAGGAUGGUUCUUAAGAGCAAAACUUUGCGGGAUGCUGAAGAACAAGUGAUGUGUGUGUUCUGGUUGGGGGGGGGCAUGAAUUUAACAAGUUUAACACACAGUACUGAAAUCAGAAUCAAGUGCGAGAGCCGACAAUUGAAGCCCUGUGAACUCUGCAAACAGGACGCAUUUUUUCACUUUGUUGCAAGUUCCUUUUUGUGACUUCCAUGUCUCUUCCCAGCAUUGCAAGAUUGUCUCCUGAGAUGGACUAAAGCUGCUCCUUCAGGAUUCCCUUCCCCAUUUGUUUUCUUGAAAAUAGUGGUUUACAUGAGCAGAUAACUUUGCCAGUCUACGCUCUGCAGUUUAGACUGUGGGUUCUUAAAAUGGGAAUGCUACAAGUCCACAGUUAUGGAAAUAGGAAUUAAGGCUCACCAUCUCUUAGCUUGUGGAUUUUGUGGAGGAUUGUGGCAUGCAAAUAAAUCUCCGAAUGUGUAGCUUCUAGAAGUUUGCCAGGGUGUAAUACGACCCAAGGCUGACCUAUGGAACCAAAUGCCUCUGAGCAUAUGUAAAGUUUCUUUCUCUCGCUGCUGCGUAACAGCUAGAGCUUGCACAUGUGGGGUAUAGACAAAGGCUUACAUGGUCAGAGGAUGUGGUUUCAAGAUGGCUUUGAAGCCCAGUCUCUCCCCCUCUCUCUCAUGGUGAUUCAACUUUUGCUCUUUUUCAUUUUUAAACAAGACUCUUCACUGUUUGAAUUUUUCUUUAGUUAAAGAAAAUAUAAGUUAUGUGAGUUUCUUUUGGUGUGAAUGUUGUGUUGCAGCCCCUCCCCCCAAAUAAUAAUCAUGCUACUUAUAGAGUGUUCACAGUUUCCAAAAAUAUUCCUGUCACUGUUGUCUAGAGGUUGUCUCUGGGCAGGAAAAAAAAUAACAAAAAUAAUGCAGUCACUAUUGAGUUUAUUUGAUUGGGAAGGAAACAUGAAAAUGAAAUGAUCCUGAGAUUAUUGCAUAACAGGAGAGGUGCUUUUGAGCUUGUUGUCUCCUCAACUUUAAGCACUGGAUAAUACCUAAAAUCAAUUUCCUGUUAUAAAAAUAUAAUGCUGUGUAGUGUGUCAAAGUUCUCACUUCUGAUGAUGUUGAAAAGCACCCAGUAACAUGCUGUUUUGGAAGUUCCUAUAUUGAGUGAGAUGAGAGACUUUUAUGCUGCUCAUGAAGAAACUUUUCUUAGAAGGAUCAAACACUUAAUAAAAUGAAAGGAAAACAUAACUUUUAGAAUUGCACUCCUAAUAAACUAAUCAUUUAAACCAAAAGCUAGACCCAAAUGCCCUUAAAUUUGAAUUCUGGCAAGCUUCCCAUUAGUCACAUAACAUAAAAUAGCAAUAGUUGGAACAAAAUAAGAAAGCAAGAGCAAAUUGCUAUAAGUUUAUUUUUAUAAUGCUUUAAAAUUACACCUGUAGGCUGUAAGCAAGGAUAGGCAUAUAAUCACGUUGCAUUAAAUGUAUAAAUAAAAGUCUGCAGCACAUUGAUAAUCUCAAUUUAGUGCCAUUUUUCCAAGUACUAGCAUUUUUUUAUUUAUUUAAAAGAAGAGAAUCAUACUUGGCAUAAAUCUAUAGUCUAACAAUUUGUUACUGUCGUAAUUAAGUAGGCAUUCUGAUCCCCAAAUAAUAAAAUCUAGAUUCUAGUAGCAACUGCAUGAACUGGAAGUUCAAUUUGUGAGCCGACAUUCCUCAUUGCGACAUUCCUCUUGGUUGGCGGUAGUGCCACAGUGGAAUUUUCCAUUGGCUUCAUUGUUAAGAAGAUAGCUUGCUUCCCAGCAAACUUCUUAGCUGGUCCUGACUACUUUGGAGAUAAGAGUCAUGACUUGAGGACAGAGUGGGCAAAGUUUCCCCUUGAUUAUUGCUAUGUACAUGCACUACUUAGGCUUAACCCCCCCCCCCCAUCUGAAUGUAUUUUAAGAAGGACUGGUUCUUAGCAGAGUCAAGCCUGUUCAUACCAAGAAACUGGGUGACUUUUUACCAUUUCUAUGUGUGGUUAUUUAGGGGGAAAAAUGAGAAAGAAUGCCUGAAUUUGGUAAAUAAAAGGACCGUUUAGGAAAACUUUUUUUCAGGAAGGGUUUGAGGAAAUGCAAAAAUCUCCUCAUUAGCACUUGGUUCUCCCACAGAGCUUUCUAAUGUUUAACAAAUACUCCUGUCUCUUUGUGGGCCUCUGAAGGGCAUUUGGAACUUUAAAUGCAAAUUUUUAAGCCUGCAAAGCUCAACCAAGAAUAACAUUCCUUACUGCUGUAAGUAUUUGGAGUAUUUCUGCUGAUAGUUGUUGAUGUCUUCUUCCCACUUCUUCCCAGCAAAUAUUUUCAGUACCUUCUCAGUUUAAACUGGUUUACCUUAAAAAGGGCACACAGUAAGAAACUGGAAAUACUUGUUGCUAUAGCUGCAUUGGGCAUGUUUCUUGAAUGUGAAGUUGUAACUGAACCUUAGGUUGGAAGCUUAGGUUCCAAAUGAUACUGAGAUCUUGUACCAUGCUGAAAAAUUAAGUUGCAUUGCAUCUUGCUUUGCAUUCAUGCUUCUGUUGCCUGCUUCCUGCAAAAGUCCCAUUUCUGGAUUUUCAGACCUUGUCUAGAAUAAUUGCAGCAGAUAAUCGGUGAAUAAGUGAUGUAAACUCUUGUCACUGUCAUAUUUUAAAGUUGCAGUCCUAAACAUGCUUUCUGAAGGGUAUACUCACCCACCCCCAAUAUAGUUAGAUUUUUGCAGGUAAACAUGUAGAGCAUUUUAUUUUUAAAAGAGGAUUUUAACUCUGUAGUGGAAAAAACGCACUUGAAUGUGCUGUGUUGCAUAUUGAGCACAAUACAAAUCUGAUAUUAACAUUCUUUAAUUUUUAAGGUUGGCCUUCCCCAUCUAAUGUUCAAACAACCUAUGAUGGGCCACUGCUCCCAUCACAGCUGCCAUGUGGAGCCCAGUUUUUAGAAUCUGUUCAUUGGCAGCUGUUCGCUGCAUGGAGCUGACAAUUAAUAAUAAUAAUAAUAAUAAUAAUAAUAAUAAAUUUUAUUUAUAUCCCGCCCUCCCCAGCCGAAGCCGGGCUCAAGGCGGCUAACAACACUAAAAAUUCUUAACACUGACCAUUUGUUGCCAUGUCUUCAAGGGGCAAUAGAGAGAAAUUGCUUGAUCUGUGUUUGGGGAGCCACAUUGAUCAGUUUAAAUACUUUGCUUAUCCUGAUGGACCUCCUUAUCCAGAGCUAAAGGGGUGAGCUAAAACUUGGAAUACUUGGGAGAAUCAAAACAGCAUUGGGGGAAGGAAGCAUUUUCCUGUUCUACAAAUGCGUCUGACGUACAUCCCGUCUAUCUUAAACGUUUUUUUUGAGAGAGAUGACUCUGAAUACCAAAAGCGAAACCCUAGAGAAUGCUUGAUAUUGUUGAGAAAGAUUACGGUAAAUUCACAGCUUGUUUUCAUUGUACCAAAUGAACAAUUGUGGAGCAAAUUUUAAUUAGAGUUAAAAAUAAUAAGAGAAAGGUGUCCCUGUGUUGCAGAAUUCAGCCAUUAAGUUUGCAAUAUAGAGAAGAAAAAACCCAAACAUGCUAAGGCAAUUCUUCAAAAUACCCACAACUAAAUGCCUGAGUUGGAAAUAUUCCUUACUUAACACUGCAGUUCUAUCAGUGUCUACUCAAGAUGAAAGUCUAUAGAAGGCUUCUUCCCUAGUAAGUCUGUCAGAGAAGGUAACAAAAAAUUGAUACUAGCACAAAAGGACCAGGAAUACUUUCCAAAUGCUCUAGGCUUGUGACUUUUGUUGGUCUCUGUACAAUGUCUGCAACUCUUCUUUACAGGGGUGUGGGUUAGAGAGUGCUGGACUACGACCUGCAGGACCCAGGUGCGAAUCUCCACACAGCUGUGGAGCUCAUCAGGCAACCUUAGCCCAGGUGUGCAUAAUUUAGCCCUCAUUCUAAUUUCUCUUCCUCUGUUGUUGUAAGGAUAAAAUAGUGGGGAGAAGAGAGGUCACUGGAGGAAAGAUGGGAUAUUAAUGUAAUAAGAAAGCCUGGCCAGUCUGCUAGAGCUUCUGUCUGUAGUACGUGACUGUUAUCCACAGUGUUUCCAUUUCUUACUAUUUUUGUGCUUGCCAGUGGGUACGGAAUAAGUAUCCUUUAACAGGAUACCUUUAAUCCAAGGGACAAACAUAUUUAUCUCAAGUUGUGCUGAUUGCCUUGGGUAAGUUAAAAGGGAGCUUGAACAGUGAAGGUGGGGAGAGGGAGGAGGAGAAUGUUGUUUAUUUAAGCAGCAUUCUUGCACAGUGGCUUGGCUAAAUGUAGAUGUGUUCUAGUUGUGGUGUCUUCAAAUGCUUUUUACCUAGAUUUGACAGAGCUUUGGGUCUACGCAGGGCUGUGUUUCUGUCUCAAAAUAAAAACCUGAGAUGUUCCCUGGAAAGACACUCUCCUGUUCUCUUCCUUUCUUGUUGGAGUGGAGUGGCAAAGAAGGGGGAAUAAAUUUCUUUCUGGCUUGCUCUCUUGCACCCACCCUCUGAUAUUUUCUCAUGGAAGUGUUGCAUGAUGGAGUUACUGUGCCAGUGUUUUGAAUCUCGGUUUCCGCAUUAUUAUACAUCUCAGAAGUCCCAUGCAGAAUUUGUUGUGAUCCGUUUGCAGAGUUUGAAUCCAUGAGCAUGGAUUUUUAUUUUUUCAGUUUUGCUAUGAUAACUUGUGCCACCUCCUUCAUUUUUGAUCAACAUGUAUCGCAAGGAUGCCUACCCAGCACUGUUGCUUCCUGAAACAGCUUGCCAUAAACCAUGACACUAGAAUUUAAGAAUUGUUCAAACUUUCCCCCAAGAACAAGCAAGUUUUUUAGGUAAACAACAGACUGCAUGGUGCCAGCUAUCAUAGCAAGUGACCCCAAGAGCCACAAGAGCUAGUGAAAAAGUAACAAUUUGAUUAUAUAGAGUGUAAAAUGAGAGAGUUAAACAUUUCCCUCGGGCUCAAAGAGUAAGCCUCAUAUCUGUCUUGGUAAAUCAGAUUCUGAGUGAGGAUCUUCCAGCGACAACAUGUAGCUAAAGUUGGCUCAUAGUUUCUAGUUCCUUAUUUGCCUGAAAGUUUUAAAAUGGAGCUUAAUCAGCAAAUUGAAUAAGCAACUGCAGCUUGUGUCUGCACGUUCCUACCCUGUAUCAUGGAGCUAGGAUGUAGACCAAAUCUUAUUUUGGAGUUCAGAGACACAUAAAUUUAUUAAGGCGAAUUAACUUUCCUGUGCUCCUAGCCUUAUUUCAGAUUAGUAACUGGGAACUAGUAACCAGUUUUGGCCCUGUAGUCACAGGGUUGGUUUUUAAUAUGCACACCAAGCCUUGUUUCUUUUCAUGGUUUCUCUGUAGAUUUAUUCCUCACGAUCAUUUUUUUUAAAUCGCUUAGAUUUAUACCCUGUCUUUCAAACACAUAAUCAAGGCAUCUAAAAUUAACAUUGCAAUGUGGAAGAAUAUUCCCACUGGAAACUUGCACCCUUUCCAAAAAAUGUUUUCUUUUGCCGGGAAGCCAGGGCCUGUCCUUUGUGAAUUUAACACCCAUUGUGAUAUUUCUACUUAACUCUAGGUUAUGCUAUUUCUCCUCUAUACUCUCUUUUUAAUCCUCUUUUUAGAUGGGUACUACAUGGUGCUGUGGGUUAAACCACAGAACCUAGGGCUUGCUGAUCAGAAGGUUGGUGGUUUGAAUCCCCGCGACAGGGUGAGCUCCCGUUGCUUGGUCCCUGCUCCUGCCAACCGAGCAGUUCGAAAGCACGUCAAAGUGCAAGUAGAUAAAUAGGAACCGCUCCGGCGGGAAGGUAAACGGCAUUUCUGUGCGCUGCUCUGGUUCGCCAGAAGCGGGUUAGUCAUGCUGGCUACAUGACCCGGAAGCUGUACGCCGGCUCCCUCGGCCAAUAAAGCGAGAUGAGCGCCGCAACCCCAGAGUCGGCCACGACUGAACCUAAUGGUCAGGGGUCUCUUUACCUUUACAUUGGAUGCAGAACUUAAUUUCUGGAGAAAAGUUGGUUGAACUGUGAAAGAGAAGAUUAAAAGGUUUACACUGCUUGUAUAUCCUUGGGCAGCCUGCUGGGCUCCCAGCUAUUUUGGACUACAACUCCCAUCAUCCCUCAGCUAACAUGUGUGCUGGCUGGGGCUGAUGGAAAGGUAAAGGUAAAGGACCCCUGACAGUUAAGUCCAGUCUCGGACGACUCUGCGGUUGCGACGCCCAUCUUGUUUUACAGGCCGAGGGAGCUGGUGUUUGUCCACAGACUGUUUUUCCGGGUCAUGUGGCCAGCAUGAUGUAAGCUGCUUCUGGCGCAAUGGAACACGGAAACCAGAGCAGCACACAGAAACGCCAUUUACCUUCCUGCCUGAGUGGUACCUAUUUAUCUACUUGCACUUUUUGGCGAGCUUUCGAACUGCUAGGUUGGCAGGAGCUGGGACUGAGCAACGGGAGCUCACCCCAUCGCAGGGAUUCGAACCUCCGACCUUCUGAUCGGCAAGCCCAAGAGGCCCAGUGGUUUAGACCACAGCGCCACCCAUGGCUGAUGGAAAUGUAGUUCAAAACAGCUGCAGAGCACCAGGCUGUGCUAGGAGAAUAUUUUUCAGGUUCUGAAUAUAAAUGGUGUUUUUAGUGUGAAAGAGGCAGAGUUGGUAGCAUUGCUGCCACCUCUUCUUGGUCCUAGAGUGACGGGGGAAGAGGCAGCUGUAAAUAAUGCCACAGCUUUCUGGGAAAAAUGGAAGUAGGCUGCAUGGAGGAGGAAGGAUGUAUUUUCAAAGAUGCAUGCUAGCAAAGUUUGCUGUCUAGCUUCAUAAAAGAAGGGAUCUCAUUUGAACACAGCCCGUUGUGUUAAAUACAGCCGUACUUUGGUUUUCAAACAGCUUAGUUCUCAAACGUUUUGGCUCCUGAACGUCGCAAACCCGGAAGUGACUGUUCUGGUUUGCAAACUACUUUUGGAAGCUAAACGUCCAACGGGGGCUUCCACAGCUUCCGAUGGGCUGCAGAGCUUCCUGCAAUCAAUCAAAAGCCACACUUUGGUUUCUGAACAUUUUGGAAGUCAAAUGGACUUCCGGAACGGAUUUCGUUCAACUUCCAAGGUACGACUGUAUUGGAAAUGAGUUAGUAUCAUUUUUAUUGUGGGAUGCUCUGUUAGUCUUGGCCAUAUGCCAUUUCUUCUUCUUCUUUUUUUGCUUUCCCCAUGCUCUUCAUUGUGUUGCUUUAGAUUGCAGUGUGAACUCCCAAUAAUUUUUCAGAUGGCCAGGCUCUCAUAUGUCCCAUAUAAGCAUUAGCUUUAUGCUAUUCCUGAGGUGAAAAAGCUGGCAUGUUUUCUGAGGUAUAAAGGAGCAAAAAUCGGUCAGAAACAUAUAAAAGUCCCGAUGGCAGCAGGGAUUAGGGCAAAAUAUUGUGUAUUGCUUGGAUUUUGCAACCUGUUUAAUUUUAUCUGUGUCAGAUAUCCAUUUCAGCUGUGUUCCACGCACUUCAUCAAAUACCUUGUGCAAAACAAAACCCCUGUUGUGUGCCAAUUCUUGAGAAAAGCGGAGGAAAUGCUGUACUCUCAGAAUGACAUGGAUUUUCGUUCUUCUAGCCUUCCCUUAAAAAUGAGAAACAGAAGUGAGUUCUCUCUGUGUGUUUUUUAAAACAAUGGAAGCUCUCCUCUUCGCGUACUUCCUGGAAUGUAUAUAUCCCUGCUUGGACCCAGAGCUGUUGUGACCUUUUAAACUUAUGAAUGGACUGGCUCGAGCAUCUUCGCUGAAAUUGUGCCUCUUGAAUGUAUGCUAAUUGCACUAAAACAAGUAUUGCGAUGGGUUGGCUCCCAGCUCCCUGCACCUUUUGAUGCGUAGCUGGCUUUAAUGUUACCUUGUACUGUAUUCUGAUCCUGCCUCAUGCAACACUAUAAGUUCAUGGCAAGAGAGCUUAGUUCCUGAACAAACAAACAAAAAGCUUGAAAUUGUGAAUAAGUUUGCUGCUGUGUCACCUUGGUAUCUUGUGUAUACUUCCACAAUCUAAAUGUCUGCCAUCUUAACUGUGUACUAAGUGGAAACCCGGAAGCUGCAUUUCCUUAGAAAGUUAAGUAGUGGCAAUGAUGAAUACCAGUGGUUGUCAAAUGCAUCCAGUUAUGUUGCCCGUGUGAAUUUUGAGGUGGGGGUGGGGCAAUGAGAUUUUUUAAAAGCUGUAGUUCUUCUUAGGGACUUGAACAGAAGAGGAAGGAAACACUGAUCUAGAUCAGGGGCCAGCAGACUUUCAGCAGGGGGCCAGUCCACUGUCCCUGAGACUUUGUGGGAGGCGGACAGUUUUUUUUGGGGGGGGGGGAAUGAACGAAUUCCUACGCCCCACAAAUAACCCAAAGAUGCAUUUUAAAUAAAAGGACACAUUCUACUCAUGUAAAAACACCAGGCAGGCCCCACAAACAGCUCAGAGAGGCAUUUUAAAUAAAAGGGCACAUUCUACUCAUGUAAAAACACGCUGAUUCCCAGAUGUCCGCGGGCCAGAUUUAGAAGGCAAUUGGGCCAGAUCCGGCCCCUGGGCCUUAGUUUGCCUACCCAUGAUCUAGAUGUAUGUAGUUCUGGCAGAACCAAUUCUAAUUCUAAGCUUGCACAUGCUGGUUAGAUUUCCCUCCCAACCCCCAGUCCUUCUGUAGGUUGAUUAUUUGACCUUGGCAGAUGGUAAGAUUUCUAACUUUUAACAUAGGGCGAGGAAUAGAAAAACCAAUAAAAAGUAUCUUUCAUUAUGCAAAGUAUCAUUCCAUUAAAAUAUCUAUAUGUCAGGAGCAUUGCAUUUCCAGAGUCAAUAUUGUCAAUAUUGCGUUAAAAUGAAAUACUGUGUGCCAAUCAGUUUUGUGUUGGCAGCAACCACCAAUCAGUAAUGUGCAGUGGGUGCUUCUCCUGUAGAGGCAAUUCAGUCAGAAGGAUAUUCUGUGCCAGAAACUUUGAAAAGUUUCAGACGGGACAUUUCCCAGCCCUACCAGGUGAAGUCUGCAAUUGAGCAUGUACUCUGCCACUCAAGCUUAAGGGGAAGGGAGUGGAUUUGGUUCUGUUGUCCUCUGUGGACUGUGUGGAAAAAGCGAGCCAAAUAGGUGGAGAUGUAUUUCCUCCCUGUUAUCAAAGCUUUUGUGUAGAAAAGAGGGGAGACUCUUUCAAUGAAAGUUGCGUUUGUGCUGAAGCUGGCAACACCCAGCCAAUAAACACUGUUUUGGAGAAGUGUGAGGGACGUGGGUGGUGCUGUGGGCUAAACCACUGAGCCUAGGACUUGCCAAUCAGAAGGUCAGUGGUUUGAAUCCCCGCGAUGGGGUGAGCUCCCGUUGCUCGGUCCCUGCUCCUGCCAACCUAGCAGUUCGAAAGCACAUCAAAGUGCAAGUAGAUAAAUAGGAACCGCUCCGGCGGGAAGGUAAACGGCGUUUCCGUGCGCUGCUCUGGUUCGCCGGAAGUGGCUUAGUCAUGCUGGCCACAUGACCUGGAAGCUGUACGCCAGCUCCCUCGGCCAGUAAAGCAAGAUGAGCGCCGCAACCCCAGAGUCGGUCACGACUGGACCUAAUGGUCAGGGGUCCCUUUACCUUUUAUACUGGCAACAUCUCGUGGAUUGAAUCCUCCUCUCUGUAUUUUCUGUGUUGUUGCAGAUUUGUUGAUUAACCUGAAGAUCUCUUCUCCUCGACUUCAUCUUAGAAUGGAGUGAAUUUUGGUGUGUUGGCUUCCUGAUCUUGGCUUCUAAUGGCUUUUGGCUCCUCCCAUCCUAUCUCUGAUCUCCUACACUCCAUAUUAAGAACAGUGAAUGCUGCUUUCCCAAUGGCUAAUGCAGUCCUUGUUAGGCUGUUGUGGACCUGGCAUGUUCUAAAUCCGGUUAUUGCACUAUUUUGGAAAGUUUUUACGUAGCAAGAUAGUGGAGCCUCAUAUAAGGGCAACUUGAAACCCUACUCAUCUCCACAAUGGUUCUUGUGCCUUUUUACAAGCACUCAAGCACUCAAGAAAUUCCAGGUUCACUCCCACCCCCAGCCCCUUUCCAAGCUACAACUUUGGAUUUACACAGAUAUAGUGCAAGCGGGAAAUGACCGAUAUAAAUGCCUGGGAUAGAAAGCCAUUGAUUGGGCUUAUUGAGAGAUACCACCUUCCUUUCAAGUAGACUGUGAAGGACACCUCUCUUACACGUGCCUUUUGAAGCAAAUGCUGAUCCUGCUUACAUUAGAUUUAAAAGUUAAUCAUCCUUCUCCUAGAAGUACAUAGGCUGAUUUUCUCCCCUCUGCUCCCCCUUUAAAAAAAGGGAACAAAUUGAUAGCGUUAACAAGUAUUGACAGAUUGAGACCUGUAGACCUGAGUUCUGCUGGCAUGCUUGCUUGGGAGGUGACUCAGCUGACUGGAUGAUUAUUCUUAACCCCCCCCCCCUUGCAUUUACUGUGAAGAUUAUGCAAACUCAGACUGGUUAAGUUCAGGUAUUUAUGAGCCUUUAUCAUUCUUGAUACCAGUUUCUAACUGGGAAUGCAACAUACUUCCUCAUCACUCUUUGAAUACGGACCUGAUCUUGCCUGUCUGAAUAAAAGAAGCAAUUUGGGAUCAUUUUUAAAGAAGAUUUUAUUGCCGUUUAGUCAAUGUUUGGCAUGUGUGUUGACAUGAAGAAGAAGUAAGCUCUUCAGAAAGGUGUGCGUUUUCUAAUGGCAGACUGCGUGCAUAAGCAUUUAUUUAGGAAACUUAUAAAAUGUAUAUAAACUACACUUCAGGAUAAGCUUCUUUGGUGGCACAUGCAGCGAUAAUACAGUUAAACUAGCUUUCAUUAUACUCUAGUAAAAAUCACCAGCCUUCUGGGAGCAAAAUUGCAUGUUUCUGGUAGCGACUAAAGCUCCCUCCCAAACUCUCCCCUCCCAAGACCCUGGUGUGAGGAAUACAGUGGUACCUUGGGUUACAUACGCUCCAGGUUACAUACGCUUCAGGUUACAGACUCCGCUAACCCAGAAAUAUUACCUCGGGUUAAGAACUUUGCUUCAGGAUGAGAACAGAAAUCGUGCUCCAGCGGCACGGCAGCAGCAGGAGGCCCCAUUAGCUAAAGUGGUGCUUCAGGUUAAGAACAAUUUCAGGUUAAGAACAGACCUCCGGAAUGAAUUAAGUACUUAACCUGAGGUAUCACUGUACAGUGAACUCCCACAGUACAGUGGCUUACUUUGCUUUUUGCUGGAGUUCUGGCCUGUGUUCGGAAGCAAUCCAAAUGUUUUACUGACUUUUCUAUUAAAAAUGGUUGGGAUCUACUCAAAGAGAAUGCUGGGGCUAAUAUAUUAACCAACAGAAUUAUUGUGUGUAUGGGUACAUGACCAUAUGCCAUGUGCAGCCACGAUCACAGAAAUGGCAGCGUCUCUGAACACCAAUGGUUAACACUGUUUCUCUGCAUGGCCAUUUAUUUAGAAAAUCUUCACUCCACACCCUUCCAUUGUGGCCAGAAGGCUCAUGGUGGCUUAACACAAAUUUUCCCCAAAAACACAAAGGAACACUUUAAAAAUACUUGCCAUGCUGCAAAUAUACACAACUGUUUCAUACAUGAAUACACAUAUUGUAACAAUCCAUACUAAAUAUUUUAUAGGAAACUUGUACAAACACUAAUUUAGCAACUUAUCUUCAAUCCAGUAAUUGUAUUGAAUGCUACAUGGUAUAUUUGUUAUGUUUUUACAUUUUAAUGUGACAAAUAUUGUCACAAGUCCCCACGUUCCACAAAAUGGCUCAUAUGUACUAUCUUGAUCAGUCGUCAGUUUCAGCAGCGAUAACAACUCUUGAGCGUGCUUUUGAGGGGUCUCUUAUUCUAUUUCAAAAAUAGCAUCAAAAAUUGCUACUGUAAAGCUUUCAACAGCCGCAGAGAUGCUUAUAAAACACCUAAGCAGGAAAUUGGCCUAUUAAAACCACUCAACCCAACAGGCCCAAUGUCUGCUGCAACAAAAAUAUCUUGUUCAGACAAUGGAAGGUCGAGAGGGUGCCAAACAAGCUUUCAGGUGAAGGGAAUUCCAGCGUUUGGGCACAGCCACAGAGAAGGCCUCUUCCUGUAGCUCUUUCCUGCAUCCCAAGGAUGCUUCUGGCACCCUUAGAGUUCAGUGUGCCCAUGUAUUCAGAUGCACAUGGCUUAAAAUUAAAUAACUACCUGGCCACUUGCUUGGCAGUGCACAUAUGAAUUGGCCCUUUCUGAGUUAGGAGGUUGCUUUGAAUAAAGCUAAGGAAACAAUUUUUGCUACUAUUUUUUAAUUAAAAAUGCAGAAUCAAGUGUAUAACAAAAUCACAGAAAAUGUUCAUGAAAUAUUGAAGCAGAGACAAAGAGGGGGGGCCAGAGACAUCAGUAAUACAUUCCUGAUUUUUUAUAUAAUAAAAAUUAUAGCAAGGCUAUAAAACAACCCAUUGACAUGGAUCAUAGCUGUCAACGUUUUCCCUUUUUUAAGGGAAAUUCUCUUAUUCCAAAUAGGAUUCCUCGCAAGAAAAGGGAAACAUUGACAGCUAUGACAUGGAUUAUCCCUUAUUUUCCAGGGAGAUGAGCAGCAUUUCCAGCAAACCUUAGUUCAUGAAGCUCUGCAUGUAUUUCUACAUUAUUAUUAUUAUUAUUAUUAUUAUUAUUAUUAUUAUUAUUAUUAUCCACAGGCAUUUAUAAGUCCAGGGGGCAGGUGGAGAUUGGUAUGAUUUCAUUGUUUAUGUUAAUAAUGCAGAACAUAACCAACCAAAAAGUAAUUUGUCCUCUCCCCCUCUUUUUUUUUACCUCUAGCAGUUCUUAGUUUAUACAUCUAUUUUUUCCCCCCUAGUAGGGUUCGUUGCUAGGCAAACCAUUAUUAGCUAAGAGUUGCUGUGGGUCAAGAUACCUUUAGUUACAGCAGAGCCAUACCGAGGCUAAAUCAUAAGCAAAUUUGACCACACUGUGGAAGUAGUGGUUACAAGUAGAACAUAGGUGUUUUGCUUUAAUGAGGAAUGAGUGCUGAUAAACCAAAAGCGAUAAAUCUGACUUUAGAUUUGUCCCCCAAAAAGUGUGUUUUGGAAAGCUGCAGAUCUUUGUGCUAAAAAUUGCAUUCAUGUUAUCUGAAGCUAGGUUAAGAAUUGCUAGAUACUAGACUAGAGAGAUCUUAUGGGCAUAUAACAUAGGCUAUUGGUAUUCAAGAUUAUGCUUCAUUACAUUAGCAGAGAAACUUGUUUGGAGAAGUCAGGUGACAUUCUUAGCUUGAUCCAGUUGUGUGUGCUUUUUAAAUCUCCCCACUCCGAAAACCAACAACGUACAAUAAUCACAGCAUAUAGCUAAACAGUAUAUGUCCAUCUCUAAGAAAAUGGGCAACAGAAGAGGGACCACACCCAACAUUAGAAACCUAAAUAAAAUGGAACUUUCAGGGCCAGCACAGUCUGACUCUCCUCUCAGCAAUGGAUAUUCAAACAAGAAGCUGUGAAAAGCAAGGGCAUGUUAUUCUAACGUUAGACGUUCAGGAGGGCAAUAAGAUAUGUGUAAAAUGAGAGAGCAAAUAGGAUAAUGAUGGGCUCCAUGAGUUCAAGAAUUAUUAUAACGAAUGAGUACCGGUGUUGGUUAAAUUGUAAGACCCAAUCCUGGAAUAUUUUACUUUUUACUUACUGAAACAAAAUGGGACCUGGCCCUCGUGAGUGAGUAUAGUUUGGGAGGGGGGGUUGUCCUCUCUAACACAGUCUUGUAUUCCCAAGACGGUCAACAGAUGCACUUAUUAGGGUAGUUGGGUGUUGUGAGCCAGUCCAGGACCCAUCCUGUUGAUGAUCUACACAGAAUUAAUCAUUUCCUUUGACCUUCUGCUCCCUUUUCUAGCUGUUGCAUUGAUCAUUGUUGUUUAGUACUCCGGCUUGCUGCCUGCUUUCCCUUUGUGGAGAGAACUGGAGAAAUUAUUUAAGACCCUUCAUUGUCUACCUCAGAUAUUUGUAGCGAAGUACUUUUUGGCCACUCUGCCUUACCUUUUGCAUCCCAAAUGUUUGAGUUGCUUCUCGGAGGAUGCUUCCCUUAAAUUUCAACGUUGAAUAAUUCUCAUCUGAAACAUCUCAAUAUUUUAAAAAUUGCGUUUUUGCUCUGUUGACACCAAGAUAGGCUGCCUGUCGCUAUUGAUAAGAGGCAAAGCUGGUAAAGCAACAUUGCUGUUUAGCAAGAAACCGAGGGAUUAAACUCUUCGAAAAUUGUUUCAGUCUAGCAUGAUUUUAAAGAAAUCUUGCACAUGAUAUUAUUUUCCAUUUGAAAAGCUUUAUCUUAGUAAGAGGGGAGAAAUGUUUAACAGUAUUCUAGCUUGAUCUAUUUUGAGCUCAGUUCAGGCAACCUGCUGCGUAUAGUUCAUAUAUUGUACAAAGUGGAACUCAACAUAUGAAGUUCAUAGCUUCAGAACUCAAAUGUCUCUUGCUGCUGAACUAGCAGUGAUGCCCCGCUUCCACAAUUCCAGUGGUCUACCAGCAAAUUCAGCUGUGUGUGUUUUGUAAAAGCUCCAGCAUACCAGCGAUAACAUAAUUAUCAAUAUAUUUUAUUGACAAAUUCAAAAGUUAACAAAUUUAAUUUAAUCCUCUUGGAAUUGCUGGUGCUUGCAUGUUUUUGGAUGCUUUAAUUGUUACUCCACAGCAGGAAGUGCUAUGGUGUGAGUAGAAAAUUCAACUCUUGCCAGAUUGCCACCAGAAAAUUGCAUGGGCCACUUCUUGCAAAAUCAAAGGUCAACACCACGCCAUGGUGGCAGCUGGGAAACUAAUGAUUUAAUGCUGCCUUGACCUUUGACUUCCUAGUCCGUUUGAAUAUGACCCAAUGUUUUAAUUUCCCAGUACUGCUGGGCCCUGGGCUUUUGUUUCUUUCCAGAUGUAUCUUGCACCUCGAGGCUUGUUACUAAAUUAAAGAUGCCCCACCCCAUGCCAGAAAAACCUUUAAACUUGAAAGGGACAAACAGAUUGGGUGUUCUGUGUUUUUGUUCACUAGGGAUGAAUAGAUAGCAAUAAUAAACACACAAGCUUGAUGCAAUAUACAAAACUCAUGACUAGGCAGUCUUGACCUGAUGAUCACAGACAUCGGGUGCUCCUAGGCAAUCUGGGUUUUUUUAAAUUUAAUUUUGAGAUUUUAAGUGUUUUCUUCCGGGCAGGAUGAAACUUGCAACCAAAUCGUCCACAUUUCCCAUUUUAAAUUUUCCAACAAAUCACUUCACUUUCAAAUAGAAGCUCUUCAAGGAAAGUGAGAGAGAGGUUUUCUACUGAAUAAAAUGUUAGUUAUUACACUUUCAUCCCACGGUGGUUGUGUACAAAAUUUCCCCCAGUUCACGACAAACACAUAAGGUAGGAAGAUUGGGCCAAUCCCUAUCUUUCAGCCUAAGAUUAAACUUAUUGAGCUUCGUUCUUAAUUGUAUCUCUGUGUUUUGAAUGGUGCCUUGGAUUGCAUUCAUUUGUAAUUUGUGUAUUAUGUCAGCACCUUGCUGCUCUGAUUAAUGAAUGAAGAAGAGUAAGAGAUAAAUGGACGUUAUUGUGGCUCUGUCUUUCUGCAGUUAUGGGUCACACAGCAUUGGGGACUGGGUUGUGGGCAGCAGCUGUGGGGAGCCAAGACCAAAGAGCCCCUUAGGAUCAAAGGACAAACCAAAAGCCAGAAUCAAGGGGGAAGAGGUUGGAAACGACGGUGCAGGAGCAUGCAAGAGCUGGAGAGGACUUGGUUGCUCAGGCAAGGGUCAGCCAGGAAAGGAAGUUCUUUAAAUUCUUUCCUGCAUAGAAGGAUUCAGUAGUCGAGUUUGAAGGAUUCCUAACUGCAAAGGUAUUACAGCUCAGACACUCACCAUAAGGGGCAGAUUUCAGCAGCUCCUGCCAGCCAGCUUGACUUCAUACACACUGUAUGCACCUCCAAAUAAUCCUGGGAACUGUAGUUUGCCUCUCACAGAGCUACGGUGCUAUACAGCCUUAACAAACUACAGUUCCUAUGAUACUCUGGGGAUGAUGAUGACAACUUGUGAUGUAAAUGUAUGGCGUGUGCGCCACUCAUAUGAAAGUUACAGACACUACUUUCCUUAGAAUAUCUUCAUUGAUCUUGCACUAUCACAUCUCCCAAAUUCAUCCACCCUCUUUUGCCGACUGUUUCCUUAGCUUGCUGGCAUUGUUCAAAUUACUUAUUAUCCAGAUUCCUACCUUGGGCAGUCAAAAGGGCUCCACACCAGCUUAUCUUCAGAAAUAUGCUGUGUCGGGCUUUUCCAGACCACUUGCUAUCUGAGAGAGAAUCGUGGCACUUUAUACACACAAUGUUCACCGCCACAGCAACAAAGGUCUAAGGUUACUAGCAAGCCAGAACAUAUCCUCAAAAUGUCCUGAUUCUGUGGUCUAAACCACUAAGCCUCUGGUGCUUGCUGAUCAGAAGGUCGGUGGUUCGAAUCCCUCAACGGGUGAGCUCCUAUUGCUGUCUCAGCUCCUGCCAACCUAACAAUUUGAAAGCAUGCCAGUGCAAGUAGAUAAAUAGGUACCACUGUGGUGGGAAGGUAAAUGGCGUUUCCUGUGCGCUUUGGUUUCUGUCACGGUGUUCUGUCGUGGUUUAGUCAUGCUAGCCACAUGACCCGGAAAGCUCCUGUGGACAAAGGCCUGCUCCCUCUGCCUGAAAGUGAGAUGAGUGCCGUAACCCCAUAGUCGCCUUUGACUGGACUUAACUAUCCAGGGGUCCCUUUACCUUUUACCUCUUCCUUAAGCCCUAUUUAGGCACUGUGUGUGCCAGCCCAGUUCCUCCACCCCAAAAUUUCCCACAUUGCGAUGGAACACCUGAAGACAUAGACCCAGAUUGUGCACGGGUGGGGCUAACACAUGUAGCACCAUGCCCCUUCCUCGGACACAAUUCCAGAAGACUCCCAAGGUAGAACAUCAAAAAGAAGCUACCCAUCAUAGUGUUAUUGUAUAUAAAACUCUAUAUUACUGGUAUUCUUUACCUUCUGCUGAUCACAUAACUAAAUUAUCAAUGAAGCAGGACAAAAGUAAAAAAAAAAAAAGGCACAGUUAUUUUAAAUUAAAAUAUGGAUACCACCCACUUAUGAAUUUCCCUCCCUAAAUUCUGAGUGAUAAAUGCAAAUUAGAUGCUUUUAUUACUGCUUAGUUCCCCCUAAACUAAGGGAAGCUUAGCUUUUAGCAGUGUUAGAAAUAGAGAUACAAAAAGCUAGGCGCUAAAUGGGACCUUAAACCAAGUUUAUGGGCGCAACAACGGAAUGUCUAGGUGCUUUUUAAAUAUGACAAGAAUACAAAGCUGAAAAUGAAUGAACUGCAGCUAAAACAUUAUGUUCGUUUUUCACAUGGUCUAGUCCUUCCCCUGCCCACCCCUCUAAUAUUCUUAAGAGGGUCUCUUCUCCAGUCUUCAGAGAGUAGCUGGAAGUGGGCAGAAAAAGGCCCUCCUUCCCUUCCACUCUGCAGUUUUAACCCGAAAUCUUAGGUGCAGUUCUGUACCCAAAGCUCAGAAAAGGUUCGCGCCUAUGAAAUUCCCUGUCGCAUAAUGUGCCCAGAAGAAUGGGAGUUUUGAACAUUGGUCUUCGGAGAUGAGAAUGUGCUGCUUUCCACUCUAUAAGUAACUUUGAAUAUAUAUAUAGAGAGAGAGAGAGAGAGAGAGAGAAUGAAUAUUUGUUAAUCUAGCUGCUGAAGGGAUGGAAAUUCAAAGGGCACAGAAAACCAGACAUGGAGAUGUGUGUAGCUAGGUAGGUGUAAGAAGGAAAAUUCUCUUUUUAGCUCAAAACCACACAAGUGAGCCUUGCAGGAUCAGCCCAAAGGCCAGUCUAGCAUUCUGUUCCACACAGUGGCCAACUAUAUACAAAUGGAAAGCCCACAUGCGGGAUACAAGGGCAGUAGCAGCCCCUCUCCCUCUCUGUUCCCAGCAGCUGUUAAUUUUAAGGCAAGCUGCAUCCCAACUUGGAGGUUGUGCAUAUUAUAGACAUCUUGACUACUGUACUGAAAGCCUCCGGGUAAGCAUGUGCUUAGGCGUGAUUGUUUUGCUUGGGUAUGUGACAUUUGGGACACUUACUUAAUACGUAAUUGCAGGCAAGAUCUUAAUGGGAGCAAGACCGCUUGCCACCAUAGGGGGAUAUGAAAUGUCAAAAAACGGAUCAUCUUGGGGGCAAUAAUCGUAUCGAGUGGGACUUUGCUGAUGCAGAGAAUCCCAUUUGCUCCAUGCCAGAGCAAGGCUAUUUCACUUGAAAAUGUUGUGUGGGAGAUACUGGUUAUCGUUUGAAUUUGAUUUUUACUGGACUUCUGACCCGUAAGGCUGGAUGGAAGAAUUGUGACUUUAUAUAUGUUGUAAUUCAGUGGCUGUAGAAAUAAACUAUAGAGGAGGGAACCUGCUCCUGAAUUCGUAAGUGUGUGUGUUAGGAAGAAGAUUGCUGAGGAAGAUAUAUAUUCGGGCGGGGGGGGUGUAAGAGAGAGAGAGAGAGAGAGAUUUUCUACAACAUGCAUAAAGAAGAGUUGUGGCAACAUUACAUAUUUUGUUAAGUGUAAAUGGAGGGGAAAUGAGUGGGGGGAAAUCAGAAUAUACAGUUAAUGUGGAUUGUCACAAUGUUUGUGUACUCUGGUUGCAGUUUACCAUGCUUUUCCAUGUAUAAGGCUAUGUUUUUUUUUAAAAAAAAUCAUGCUAAAAAUUGGGGGUCGUUCUUAUACAUGGGUAGUGCAUAGGGUGGACGUUUGAUUGGUUGCUGCUGUGUUGUGCAUGUUAUUGGUUGCUGCAUCAAUGGGUGGUGUUGAUUGGCUGACAUUCCGGCAGCUGGGCGGGCGAUUGGCAGCUUCUGCUGGUGAUGGGGCAGACAGAAGGCGGAUUUAGUGAUGUGUGUGGGUGAGCGAUAUUCGGCAAUCCCCCCUAAAAAAAAGCUCAACAACUCUGUGCCAUCUCUCUCCCCCCCCCCAUUUUCUUAAAUUUGAAUUUAAUACAUGGGGGGCAUCUUAUAUAGACAGAAAAGUACAGUAUGUCGAUGGAGGCAGGGCCAGUUCUUUCCUUUCCUCUUUAAAAAAGAAAAGAAAAGAUGAAGGCAUUGGAGCUUUAUUUUGUGAGGUAGUUGUACUCUUAUUCUGUAAUGCCUGCUGCUGAAUUACCGUAUUUUUUGCUCCAUAAGACGCACCAGACCACAAGACGCACCUAGUUUUUGGAGGAGGAAAACAAGAAAAAAAUUAUGCUGAAUCUCAGAAGCCAGAACAGCAAGAGGGAUCGCUGCACAGUGAAAGCAGCAAUCCCUCUUGCUGUUCUGGCUUCUGGGAUAGCUGCGCAGCCUGCGUUCGCCCCAUAAGACGCACACACAUUUCCCCUUACUUUUUAGGAGGGAAAAAGUGAGUCUUAUAGAGCAAAAAAUACGGUAAUUCUGUUGUGUGUGAGGGAGGGAGGGGGAGGCUACAGUUGCACAAUACAGUGGUACCUUGGGUUACAGACGCUUCAGGUUACAGACUCUGCUAGCCCAGAAAUAGUACCUCGGGUUAAGAACUUUACCUCAGGAUAAGAACAGAAAUCAUGCGGCGGCAGCGGGAGGCCCCAUUAGCUAAAGUGGUACCUCAGGUUAAGAACAAACCUCCGGAAAGAAUUAAGUACGUAACCAGAGGUACCACUGUACUGUGGGGAACGCACUCUGCACAAGAAUGCUUGCCAGAAACGUACAUGUCAGAGGCUACCUGUUUCAUAGUGCAUCUGAACAGCUUUUUCCAUCUGACAUGGUGAAUGCGUGUGGAGCAGAAACACAGAGCGUUUGGGCAGAGUUGACCUAUGUAUGCCUUAGCUAUACGUACAGGGAUUGGUAGUUGAGGUGUGCCUCAGGACUCUUUCAAGGUGUUUCGUUUUUGUUCCACACUGGUAAAGAAAAGGUAUGGAAGAAUACCUUAUGCCCAUACCUUGUGUAAAAGGUUUCUUUCUUUCUUUCUGCUUUGAGGUUUUAUUACAGUCAAAUGGUGUAUAUAUCUUGUGACGUAAAGAAAUAAAUAAAAAUAAAAAAUAAAAAUUAUAUCUAGUUAACAACCCCUUCUGCUGCAUGGCAAAGCACUUCUAAAACUCCCCUCCAAGAUUAGUUUGUAUCUUAUGAGAAGACCUUACUGGAGGCACAGAACUCUUCUGCAAUUCUCCGCAGUGUGAUGAGACCAGGAGAAAUGAAAACACUUAGUAACUUUAGUAAAAGAAGACUGUAAUUUAAAUCACAGUUCCUUUACUUGCAUUAGUUUGCAUUAGCACUAGUUAGUUGCAGAAGUUGGUUACAUUAUUGCCAUGAUAUUUUAAAGUGUGAAGACCUUAGUGUUAGUCAGCAUGCAGUCGUAUCCCGUUUAAAAGAUGCUGUCAACUUUUCCCUUUUCUUGCGAGGAAUCCUAUUCGGAAUAAGGGAAUUUCUCUUUUAAAAAGGGAAACGUUGACAGCUAUGAUACUACCUCACCGCUAAGGUGAUUCUGGAUUUGGUUUGUUUGUCCGAAGGGAAAAUUACUAGAAAUGUUGAGAUUAAUGUGUGAACGGUGUUUGAAAUUAGCCAGGCGUAUUUUGCACCUGGCUACCUGCCUCUUGCGACCAAAUAAAGAUGCCUGGGCAGCAGGAUGAUGUCAGACAUCUCCAUCAUCUGGAGCUGCAUGCAUUUUUAGCAGAAAUUGUUAAUACGUGUUUAGUUUGGUGUUUGCAAUGAAAAUAGUGGUACCAUGCUUCAGUUUUCAAAACAUUCUACUCUUUAUUGUAUAAGCCUUUAACAUAUUGCUUAUCCUUAACAUAUUCGUUGAGGCUUCAAAGCACAUACAUUUCAGUAAUCCUUGAGUGUCAGCCAGCUGCAAGAAAUGGCACACAGACCUUUUUGACGUGCUCGCAAAUGGAGAAUCUUUAGGCGCAAAAUGCGCUAAUUUUGAACCCUGGUUUUCACACACUAAUAUCACGUUCUGUAGAAUUCUAUGAGUUAUAUUUUAUCUGCACGACCAGAAUGAAUCUCAGCAACCAAAUUACUUUUUCUUUGCAGCCUGAGCAGGAGCAGUGAACGUUACAGCUAAUAGUUGUAGCUUGUCUUCACUUACUCCACCCCACUGCCCUGCUCACAGUUGUGAAACAUAUUCUUACCGUUGUAAAUGGUCCAUGUCACCAUUAAGAAACAGGUAGGAAUAGGCCAGUACAUACGUGGACUGUCUUCCACAUACCAACUGACUUUUCUUCUUUAAGUUCUCAAAAGUUAUUAACCUAGCUCAAGGUUGCCAUCUGAACUAGCCAGAUAAUCCAUCACGGUCAGUGCAUCACUUGAAAAAUAAGACGUUAGAGCCGUCUUGCCCCAAAAUGGCAACUAGACUUUCUGUUUUGGCGACUGUAACCUUUGUUUAAGGAGCCAUUUGGUGCCUGUCUUUUAUACAGUAUCUGAAUUUCUAACACCGAUGUGUGAAAUCGGCGAUAAGAGAAUAAGUAGAGUGAAGAAAGUUAGUGUAUUUUAUGGUGAGAACACAUUUACUGAGAAGUAACUUCGCUUCUACUUCAUUAUAAUUUAAUAUCAUAAUUUUUCGGUGUUGUCUGUGACUUCCGCUAUAUGGGAGCCAUUUCUAAAAUGGAAAAUCUUUCACAUUACUACAUCCUCUAGGUUUUGCAAAUCAAGCAAAGCUUAUUUGUUUGGAACCAAGGAGGAAGAAGGACUCUGGACUCUGCUUUCUAAAGCUGUGGGAAAGGCCCAUGGUUCAAAUGCUCCCUUCUUUCUUCUAUACAAAUCUAUCCUUCUUCCUUCCCUUGUUGACAUUCUCCACAAGCUAGAUUUGUUGUAUUGACCGAAUACAGUGGUGCCUCGCAAGACGAAAUUAAUUCGUUCCGCGAGUUUUGUCGUCUUGCGAUUUUUUUCAUCUUGCGAAGCACGGUGUCGGGAAAGUUUUGGAAAAGCUUCAAAAAUCACCAAAGUCUUUAAAAACCUCAAAAAAGGCUACCACACCGUGUUCUAUGAGUUGCUCCUCGAAGUCAAGUCGCAACUGUAUUAACGGUGUUAAGAAAAAGGAAACAAACUUGCAAGACGUUUCCAUCUUGCGAAGCAAGCCCAUAGGGAAAAUCGUCUUGCGAAGCAGCUCAAAAAACGAUAAACCCUUUCGUCUAGCGAGUUUUUCGUCUGGCGAGGCAUUCGUCUUGCGGGGCACCACUGUAGUGCAACAUGAUUAAUACAAACUAGGGGUUGUAGGGAGAGGAUGAUUUGCACAGGAACUGGAAAGGGAGUACACAUGACUCUCAAGUCUGUUAGCCUCAGUUAUUACACCAGACACUUCUAAAGGGUCGAUGAAACAAAAGUGGGAGAAUAUUUGGAGUUGGUUUUCACAGAGUGAGUCUUUGAAUGAUUUAGGAUCACAAAGGUGCUGCCACCCAGUGAGGUGGGUUGGGGAGGGAAAGUGUAUCUUAAAAUAUAGGUGGAGACAGGGCUCUAAGCCAUGUUAAGCUUUUUUCCAUAAGGAAAGAAAAAUAACUUGAGUCAAAGUCUAUUGUACUCCCAAAGCUAUGGACAGUAGAACUAAAAAGCAUGCCAUACUUAAAAUGGUUUUGCAUGUUGGAGGGAAAUACUCAUCACGGUUACCGAAACAGUGAAAUGUUCUUCCCUGCUGAAUUCUGUUAAUAAAAUAAUUGAAUCCUCAUUUUGCAUAUUUCUAAUUGUACACACAACCUGAGUGUUGUGAUAAUAUUUUGCUAGACGGAAAACACAUUGUGUGCCCAGACAAAAGAAUGCACAAAUAAAAGCAAAUCUGCCUUUUGCUAGUGUUGAAUUAUUUGUUCUAAAGAGUAUAUAAUGGUAUGUCCACUGUAAAAUGGUCUCGAAUUGCAAAUUAGGAAAAAUAAAGUUUUUAUAAAGCCGUAUAUCUAAGUCGCCUGCAAGUUCUUCUGACCCCCUGUAACAGAAGGUGCUUAACCUAGUUUUUUGUCUGCUAGUGUAGCAUAGAAUUCAAGCAGUGGUUACCUGAUCUCCCACAUUGUGCGUGCGUAAGAUGUUUGGUCCUUUAACACACACUCGCUUUAACGUUAAUCUCUUUAAUUAUUCUGCUGCUAUAGCAGUGUAUGUUGUGCUGGAUGGAUAUGCAACAGUUAUUUUGAGAAGAAAUAUGUGUAUUGCUUCUCCCUUGCUAAUUAAUUAUUAGAUGGCUUAUCUUCUGCUGAAUGAAGUCAAGUUAUAUAUAUCCAGAGCAAGAUCCUUGCUAGAAAAUACUGAAAGUACACUUCUAUGAAUGCAUGCUUAUGCUAAUAAUGUGUGGCUUCCACUCUAGAGAGGACAAUUUUCAAGUACAGGUAGUUGUGUUUUGUUAAUAAUUGACUUGUCUUGACCGCAAGACAGAAUUAAACUUAAGACUGAUGACUCUGCUGGAGCCAGUGGAAGCAUCAAAAGUACACUUGUCUGUCUCUAUAGAGUGCGCAGCAUAGAAGAUGAGCACUUGCAUGCAUGCAGGAAAACACACGUGCCAAAAAAUCUGCAUGUUUUAUAGCGCAUCUGAACAGCUUUUUCCAAUGUGAGCUGACAUGCAAAAGGUGUGAAUUGGAAGCAGAGCUUUUGAGAGAGUUCUUCCCAUACUAUGUGCCUUAGCUCUGUUCCUAGGAAUUGGUUCUCCAGAUGUCUAAGGAGAGAACUCUGCCCAAGGCCUUUUGUUUAUGGUUCCUCUUGAGAAGGACAAGAUAUUGGAAGAGUCUUUUGCCUGAGCCUUAGGUGGUGUGAGAAAUGAGUCAUUGGGCAGACCCCAUGUUGCCAGAUUUUCAGUCCUUGGCCAGUUUCAAAAUGCGAGCCUUAAGAAUCAAUUAAUUGCCUGCCAACAAGGACUGUAUUUCCGCCAUGACCAUUACCAGAGUGACUAUCUGAGAAACAUGGCAGUCCUGGGAGCAUGGGAGCUUAACCCUGAAACCAUUCAUUAGGACAGAGGCAGUUUUCUGUCUGAAUAUAAUUUAACAUUAACUGUUGAAGUGAGGCUUACCAGUGAUAAAUGGUCAAAUGUAAACCAGCUUGAUUAUAUUGGUCUGAUUUCUCCCCCUUCCUUCCACCAUGGUUUCUGGUGAAACAGCUGCUGUGCACCAGCAAAACGCAAAGGCUCGUUUAAGGCCUUUAUUUACAGUACUACAUGCAGGCCUGGCUAUUGGAUAUUUGAAUCUGUGGUGUGCAUAGUGAGGUUUGGGUACUAAUUCCUCAUGUUUGGAUAAGUGAAUUUUUGUACAAUGAGCUUUUGAUACUGGGACAUGAAUGUACAUUAUAUACAUGAAGAUCUGCCCUGGCCAAGCUUUUGAUUUUUGCAAGGCAUGCCUACAUAGAAUUGUAGAGUUAGAAGGGAACACAAGGGUCAUCUAGUCCAACCCCUGCAAUUCAGGGAUCUUUUGCCCAACAUUAGGCUCGAACCCACAACCCUGAGAUUAAGAGUCACAUACUCUACCAACUAAGCUAUCUCAACUCACAUUCUUCUUGCCCCUUGGCAUAUAUAACGUGAGCCCUAACAUUGAGGUAUUCUGUCAGGUAGGGAAAGGCUGGGAAUUCUCUUUAUAAUUAGCACCUUACUCACUUAAUUUUGUAGUUUCUAAAAGGCUGAGCUUUUUUUCUGCAUAAGAGCAAUCCAGUUAUACCUCAAACCCAUCAUUCGAAGCAGCAUUCAAAAUUAGCCAGAAUGUGAGCACUCUGAGAAGUCUUGUCGCCAUGUAUGGUGACUGAGACUCGAGAAUAAAAUUGCUUGAGCUGAGGGCCUGGGAGGAGAAGCCUCUGCGCCCAACUCAAGGGUAGGAAAGAUCACUUCUGCAUACACAGAAAAAGAAUAAACAAGGAAUACAGUUCCCUAAGAAAGCUAAUACUCUUGUAUGUCAAAAAACAGCUUAUGAAACCAUUUUAUGCUCACAAAAACUGACCACAAUUCUGGUGUUUUAAUGUUUUAAUUUUUUUGCCAAUAUGUCUUCUUCCAUUUCAGUAAUAGAAGCUCCCUGGGAGGGAUCAUGUGUUGGUGGAGAAAUAUUAUUAAUUAAUUGAUUAAAUUUGUAUACCACCCUUUACCUGUAAAUCUCAGGCAGGUUUAUGAUUACCUGGAUAUCAGUAUUGUAGGCAAGGUAAGAGUACUGAGUUUUAUAAGACUAAAUUCUUUCCCCCUUAAAUCCCCAAAAUGAGGUUUCUAAUGUGGUGUCUGCAACUCCACAUGCACCCAAAAAAGUAUUCAGUGGCAUCAAUGGGGUCCCUUCCUGCUGCUGAAAUUAGAUUUGAAAGAAGCCCUUUAUUGUAGCCCGUAGAAUAGGUUCCACUCUGCUGUUUGUUGGCAACAAGUUUCUCAAGUUUGCAAAUGUUGGUAAGGUAAAUGUAAAGGACGCCUGGACGGUUAAUUCCUGUUGAAUUCAACUUUGGGGUGCAGUGCUCAUCUCACUUUACAGACCGAGGGAGCUGGCAUUUGUCCACAGACCGCUUUCCAGGUGAUGUGGCCAACAUAAUAACUAAACCGUUUCUGGUGCAGUGGAACACCGUGACGGAAGCCAGAGCUCACGGAAACGCCGUUUACCUUCCCACCACAGCAGUAGCUAUUUAUCUACUUGCACUGGCAUGCUUUCGAACUGUUAGGUUGGCAGGAGCUGGGACUGAGCAAUGGGAGCUCACUCCAUUGCGGAGAUUCGAACCGCCCACCUUCUGAUCUGCAAGCCCAAGAGGCUCGGUGGUUUAGACCACAGCACCCCCUGCGCCCCCUCAGAUGUUGGAGCAGAGCAGGACACUGAGCUGCAUGAUGACGAGCAAAUAAUCAGAGCGUGUGUACUAAGCUUCUCCACUCUCCACCCAUUGCGCCCUGCCAGCGGGUUAGACUAGAUGACCCUGGGUGUCCCUUCCGUCUUUACAGUUACGAGACCCUCCCCCACAAUGCUCCAUUUUAGGGUCAUGCCCACAGGUGGCAUUAAUGGUCACUGGUCAAACACGUUCUCUCCCGGAUCCAUACCUGAAUAACUAGGCAAAGGGUGAUGAGCAUAAGCUGCAAGCCAAGUCGCCGUCGACUCCCCAGAGAACCUAAGCCCCUUUUGCAUCACUGCUUUCACUGGAAGCUGCGGCAGGGAGAACCCCGCAUUCCUUUGCUUUUGUUAACUCUGCCUGGUACUUGAAACUUUUUGGGAGAGAGGAGGCCAGUGGGUGGGGCGUACUGGAGAACGGACCAACAGAGAGGGGUUGGGGGGAGGGGAGCUGGUUGUAGGAAUUGUCCGGUCAGGUCAGAGUUUAACUUUAGCAGCCAUUCAUCAGAUGUUGGUUGGUUUUCUAUGGAAUCCCAGGAGACAUUUAACCGAAUCCCUGCCCAUCCUCCACUGUGCUCUUUGAAAACAAAUGGACCAAAAAAGGGGAGGGGGAAGCAUGACACCCAGGAAUUCUUGGUGUUGUAAAAUGUUUUAUUUUUUAUUUUUUUACAGUGCACUGUAAAGCCCUUUCCUAGAGCAAUCAGGUUUAUGACCUUGCUCUGAUACGCUUUGGCCCACUGUGCCUAUAAAAGAUGAAUAGCCCUGUGAUGUUCUUCGCCAGCUUCUGAAACUUGUGGAAGGUUCCUGUUGUGUGUCUGGGUUUGGGAUUGUGUGUGUGUGUGUGUGUGUGUGUGUGUGCAUGUACAUGCACUGAAAUUUUUCAAAAUGUGUGUGAUCAGGAAAUGUUUCCCUUUUAAAAGGAAAUUAUCAAUUCACUUGCAUUCAGUGCCUCUCUUGAAUGCUAACUGCUAUUAAGCACCCCUAACCAUUCUCUCUCCACCUCCCAAUUUCCUUGUGUCUUGUGUACCCUGUAAAAGUGCCAUGUUGCUUUUUCAGACGUUCCCAAAAGAACUUCAUUAUGGCUGGUUUGGAAUACCGAUAAAGCUUAAUAACUGAGCUUGAUUUAGCUUAAUAACCAUCAACAAGCAUAGCUGUUGAUAUCCCUCUGGAAUAUGCCUUAUAUAAUCUUGGAAUAUUUUAAAACUAUAUUGCAGUUCCAGAAACAAAACGAAAAAGGCUUUCAAACUUGUGCUGCUCUGUGUUUUAUGCUCUAGUUUUCUCUUGUUCUCAACGUAAUAUUUAAAUAGAAUUCCACCUUCGUUUGUUGAAAAAAUUUACAUCCCACCUGUGCAUCAGAAGUCAAGGUUGCUAACAGUUCAGAACCAUUGCAGCAAUCCACAGUUGAGAACCAUAUCAUAAAUACAAAAUGUUAGUGUAAAAACCAAGACCACAAUGACAAUUGCAAAGGAGCCAGCAGAGGUAAAAUAACAGCAUACCAAAAUGAGGAAAUAUUCAGCCUGAUGCCUUUUGGAACAGUUACGACUCUUAACAAUAGCUGUCAAAAACAGUAGGGAAGAAGCCUGACGUAGCUCACUUGGUAAGGCGUUCGGGGUCACUGCAGAAAAGGCCCUACACUUGGUGUCUGCUAAGUGUGCCUCACUAUUUUGAGCAAGUCCUUAGGUCCCAAGCCGUUUAGAGUUUUAAAGGUUAACACCGACACUUUUAAUUGAGCCCAGAAACUGAACUGGCAACCGGUGCAUGUCACACAAAACUGGCCUGAAUAAGACACAGGGUCUCCCUGGCUUAUUGCAUUGUUGUAAGUUCCCAAUGCUCUUCAAUGGCAGCCCCACAUAGAGUGCAUUUAAGUCAGGGGUGCCCAAACCCUUUUCAAAUAGGGCCAAAUUUGAUGAAGUGAAUAUGCGUGAGGGCCGACCAAAGUUGUUGAACUUUUUUUACAAAUUUACCCCAAAGCUUUUUGGGAUUGAAGUUUACCCCAAAGUUGUUGAACUUUUUAAAGGAUUUAACCCAAAACUUGUUCAGCUUUUUAAAGGAUUGAAGUUGAUGAGCUUUUUUUACACUUUUACCCCAGGACAUAUACUGCUAUGGGGGUCGGAUUAGGCCCCUGAAACGGACUUUGGACAUGCCUGAUUUAAGUAAUCUAGAGGUCACCAGGGCAUACAUGACUGGGAAAGUCCAAGGCCGGCCGAAGCUGGAGGAAGCCAAAAGCUAGAUACAUGAAAGUGUUGGAUUCAUGGAGCCUCCAGAAUCUCUUCAGCUGCCUCUUUUACAAAUGCUCCUAAACCUUGGAGAGUUUUGUUCUCCACUUUUUCCAGUGGCAUGAUAGAUAUCAAACAUUAUAAUUCUCAACAGAGAAACAUAAGAGACACAACAGACUGGUGCCUUCUGGUUCCUGACUAUAUCUGGAGGGUGCCCGGCUGGGGGAGCACAACUGAGUCCUUGUUACCUUAAAUUCCUGUUUUGGGAGGAGAAUAAACUAAGGUGCCAGAAGAUGGGGAGCCGAGCCUUUCAACACCACCCCAUGGUUUUCUCCUUAGCUUGCUCUCUCUCCAACCCCCAACCCCCUCUUAGGGUUUCAUUUGAUACUGUGCUAGAUAGAAAAUAGCCUGGGGCAGGGCAGUAAUUGUGAUGAAAUUUCAGGCGGGUGGGUAGGUAUGAGAUUGGGGGUUGGUUCAGUUCCACCCAUUCAUAUGCUUUUAAAGUGCUACACCAUAUGCAUGCUUUGGAAGUAUUCAGCAGUGGUGAAGCAAUCCUGACACUCGGGUCUGCCACUGCCAUGUCAGGAUUUGGCUCAUAACGUGAUCCCCAAAUUGUGCAAUUGUGUGGUGGCAUUUUGUCCCUGCAUAUGGAACGGAUGAGAUUGUUGCUUCGGGGGAAGGGGUGGCAAGUUGGACAACCAUUUCCUAAACUUCGUGCCAUAUUACAGUUGUCAAAACCCUGCCGUCCUGCCCCUUCCUUCCUUUCUCUUUCUCUUUCUCUUUCACUUUCUCUUUCUCUUUCUCUUUCCUUCCUCUCCCAUGUUAAUUUGGGCAUUUGCCACUGGGUGAAGGUGGAUGAGUGGUGAAUGGUCCUCGCAGCUUACUCUGCAGGUCUAGCAGCAAGUCAUGGAGCCCACACUGACAUAGACUGAGCCCUAAGCCCUGCACUUUGCCAUGCAAAGUAACUUGACGCCACCCAUAACACUGGUGUAGAUGUAACUCAGGCAGAUGGGCAGGUAGGGGUGGGGGCGGCGGCAGCACAAAUAAUAAAAUUAUAACAUUUUAAUUUUUAUUAUUAAUCCUAAACUAAGGCUCAAGCCCAGGGAUGCGGGUGGCGCUGUGGGUUAAACCACAGAGCCUAGGACUUGCCGAUCAGAAGGUUGGCGGUUCGAAUCCCCGCGACGGGGUGAGCUCCCGUUGCUCGGUCCCUGCUCCUGCCCACCUAGCAGUUUGAAAGCACGUCAAAGUGCAAGUAGAUAAAUAGGUACCACUCUGGCGGGAAGGUAAACGGCGUUUCCGUGCGCUGCUCUGGUUCGCCAGAAGUGGCUUAGUCAUGCUGGCCACAUGACCUGGAAACUGUACGCUGGCUCCCUCGGCCUAUAGAGCGAGAUGAGCACCGCAACCCCAGAGUUGGUCACAACUGGACCUAAUGGUCAGGGGUCCAUUUACCUUUUAAAGCUCAAGCCCAGGCCUCUCUUUGCCCACCACCCCAACCUGUGCUUGAGGUCCGCUGCAUGACAUGGCUUUGUCAUAACUUCCAACCUUUCUAACCCUCCCACUUGAGCUAUGAAAACUCCAGGAGAAGUGUGGAGGGUUGCAGGCCACCUUGAAACCUCCACUUAACACUUUUAAAUAAUCUGAAAUUCCUGUGGUCAAAAAUUGUAAUUCUGCACCAAGUUCCAACUUCAUUAUGUUGCCUUAAGUUUUGGGGUUGUUGUUGUUUAUAUGAAUUAUAUUACUUCCUCUUGACUCUUACCCUCAUGAAUUUGUAUCCAUCUUACCAGGGUCCCCUUCCUGACAACACACACAAUUUUUCUUCCCAAAAGAGUGUCCGUGGACUUUGAAUGGAGAGGUACUUGUGUUUAUAAUGCUUGAGGGCAUAUUAAGCCUUGGCAUUUCCACACAUAAACAUAAUUAAUAUAGGCCCCGGUCACUUUGAGUAAUGGUCAAUUAAACCUGUUUCAGCCUCUGCUCCUAUUGGUAUCUAUGAAAGAUGAAAACCCAGCUGUUAAGAGCCCAGUGAAAUGCAGUUGCUAAAGGUACCCUUUCGAUUUUAUGGUAUAUUUUGUUAAAUCAUUUCCUGCAGAUUGAAGAUCUACCAAAGUUUUCAUAUUAUCAUGUUAAAUAUAGCUGGCAUCUUAGUUUCAUAUUAUCAUGUUAAAUAUAGCUGGCAUCUUAAAUCCUUGCAUGCUCUGAGCUUCAUGAGUCUGUGCUCAUAAUUGUAGAGCGUGGAUAGGCAAACUAAGGCCCGGCCCAAUCUCCUUCUCAAUCUGGCCUGCAGACAGUCCGGAAAUCAGUGUGUUUUUACAUGAGUAGAAUGUGUCCUUUUAUUUAAGAUGCAUCUCUGGGUUAUUUGUGGGGCAUAGGAAUUCGUUCAUUUCCCCCCUUCAAAAUAUAGUCCGGCCCCCCACAAGAUCUUAGGGACAGUGGACCAGCCCCCUGCUGAAAAAGUUUGCUGACCCCUGUUGUAGAGUUUUUAGUUACCUCUGGUGGAUUGACCCCCCAGCCUUAGGCAAGAAAGAUUUGGGCUGAUCUUGCUCCUGUUGCAUUUGCAUGGAAUAAGGGUGGGGAGGCUGAUCUCCUACCCACUACCUUAUUGGUGUAGGUGGUGGUAAAAAGGCAAAGGGACCCCUGACCAUUAGGUCCAGUCGUGACCGACUCUGGGGUUGCGGUGCUCAUCUUGCUUUAUUGGCCGAGGGAGCCGGCAUACAGCUUCCAGGUCAUUUGGCCAGCAUGACUAAGCCGCUUCUGGCGAACCAGAGCAGUGCACGGAAACGCCAUUUACCUCCCCGCCGGAGCGGUACCUAUUUAUCUACUUGCGCUUUGAUGUGCUUUCGAACUGCUAGGUUGGCAGGAGCAGGGACCGAGCAACGGGAGCUCAACCCAUCGAGGGGAUUCGAACCGCCGACCUUCUGAUCAGCAAGUCCUAGGCUCUGUAGUUUAACCCACAGCGCCACCCACAUCCCUUUGUAGGUGGUGGUGGAGGAGGGUAAAACAAUGUAUGUUGAAUUCUGAGGAAGCCCAUGAGGGAAUGAGAAAUGGAUCAGUUAAUUUGUUUUCUCCCCUCACUAAAAAGAUUUUCAUUUACCGGCUAAUGUAAGAUCAAGACUGAAGUGUGUACACACAGCUUGAGUGAUUACAUGCCUCUGAGUGUGCUCUUUCAAUUCCUCUUUCUUUGCUGUAGAAUUUGGAAACUUUAUAGACAAAUGAAUGUAUAUUUGUUUGGGGCACUUGUUGGCAAAUGUUGCCGUGCACUUUUGCGCCAGAAGCAGAAAGUUGCAUGGUAUUCCAACCACUCUUAGGGACCUUUUGAAGAAGGCGGUCGGUGCAAUUUUGUUUUUGUUUCCCUUGGAAAGGCACAAAUGCAACCUUUGCAAAGAAACUCCAUUCAAACCACCCGCCAACAAGCAGUUGAGUGGUAUAUUGUAGCCUUUGUUUGGAGCGAGAGAGCAGCGCUCAAAGCAGUUACUGCUCCAAAACUUGUGUUUGAGCCAAUUUGGUAAACGCCAAAAUCUGUAAAUUGCCAAUUUGGGGCAAUUCUUCUCCCCCACCCCAGCACUCCUGCAGUAUUCUGACACAUUACCACCUUCUGUGAUGAGAGAAAAGAAAGAAACUGUGAAUUAUUGCUUGAGACACUUCCAGCAGCUAGGCUCAGGACUGCCACAGUCUCCAUAGGCUAACUUGAAAAACCAGUUUCGUACUGAAGACUUUUAAAAAACAUUUUUCUUUAUAUACAAAGCCUUUUUUUUUAAAAAAAGGAACCUGUUUGACAUGGAACAAAACGUUGGAGAACUAUUGUUACUGGGCUAGCAUUUCUUGAUAUACUAGUGGACUAGAGGCUUUCUUAAAAUAAAAUCUGUUAAUUGUUUUGAUUGCUUUCCCCUCUCUUCUUCUGUGGUUUGUGUGCCUGAAUGACUCCUACACUGUGCCUUGUAUUCUUGCAGAAAGUAGCAUCUGGAUCUACAUGACAAGACUGCUCUCUGGCCUUUGACCUAGCUUUGCUUCUGGCAUUAACUGUUUCAGAGGGUUAAUAGUAGGUUUAGCUUGAAGCUGAACCCUUGCUCAUAUUGACGCCAUUUUCUCUUCAGAUGGCCCCUUUGAGUAGAAAGGGGUGGGGGGAAGGAGGAUACUUUUAACAAGCAGGCGAAUUGUGAUAUUCAUGUGACUCACUAGUUGGCCUGCCUCGAGUUUUUUGCUUUCUUACUGCUUUAAAACUAGUAGAAGAGGGGUUUUCUGUACUCCGUGCAGCACCAUGAUAAAUCCUGUUGUUGAGAGAUGUUUUGCCAAAAGAAUAGUACUGUACAUAACAAGAGAUUUCUUAGACAGAAAUAUUCACAGUUUUUUUAUUUUAAAGGAUUGUGGUCCAGGCAUUUAGGGAAAGCAUGGGGAUUAGACUGCAAAGUGGGUGUAAAUAAAGAUGAAUGAAUCCCUAAAUAAAAUUAUCCCUCUUGGCCCUGUAGUGUUGAAGAAACCAUCUUGACCACCUGGAUUUGUUUGAACUUAAAUGUUGAGAGUGACACACAGGAAUGUCUGAUCCUGUUAUCACUUGCCCAUCCCUUUUGCUGAUUGACUCUUACCCAUUGUUUGAACGUAAUUUGUGCUGUUUGAACUUCAUGUGUUUCCAAGUGGUAAAUUUGAAGCUGAUAUAUAGGUUCAGGGAUUAUGCAUUCAACCUGACUUGAGUUCUUAGAGGGUGUUUUCCAGGCAGAAUCAAUAGGAACAGGUCUGGUGCUAGGAAUGGCUUUUGCCAUUUUCUCUUGAAUGGAUUGUUAAAAGUUUGCUACCAUGCCACAGGGUCUCUUGUUACUUCCCUCUGCUGGAUGGAAUGUGAAAAUAGCUUUCUGAUUUACUGAUGGACAAUUCAACUAACCCUCUUGAUGCUUUGUUUUGAGAAAGUUCACUGUAGGCCCCUUUAAUGACAGAAUUGCAAGUUUUUAAAGAAGUUGAAGAAAAUGUUUUAAAAAUUGGGGGGGAUCUACACACACACAAAGGGAUGCGGGUGGCUCUGUGGGUUAAACCACAGAGCCUAGGACUUGCCGAUCAGAACAUCAGCGGUUCGAAUCCCCAUGAUGAAGUGAGCUCCCAUUGCUUGGUUCCUGCUCCUGCCAACCUAGCAGUUCGAAAGCAUGUCAAAGUGCAAGUAGAUAAAUAGGUACCACUCCAGCGGGAAGGUAAACAGCGUUUCCGUGCACUGCUCUGGUUCGCCAGAAGCGGCUUAGUUAUGCUGGCCACAUGACCCAGAAGCUGUUUGCGGACAAACGCUGUCUCCCUUGGCCAAUAAAGCGAGAUGAGCGCCACAACCCCAGAGUCGGCCACGACUGGACCAAAUGGUCAGGGGUCCCUUUACAUUUACACACACACACACACACACACACACACACACACCAUCUCAGCAGUGCAAGAAAUUCUCCAGGCGUGUUUUGUGACUCGUGCAGGUCCAAUUGAGACCACAUGGAGAUAUCUGGAUGCUAGGUUGGCUACAGACAUCUCCAUCUGACUGGCCCUUCCAGCUUUCUGUAGAGCCCGUUCAUUGCAUCUAUAUCCCACCUUUUUCUCCAAGGAGUACAUGGUUCACCCCCUCCCCAGUUAAUCCCUACAAUGAUCCUGUGAGGUAGGUUAAGAGGAUGCGACUGGCUCAUGGUCACCCAAUGCACUUCACGACUGAGUGGGGAUUUGAACCCUGAUCUGCCAGGUCCUAGUCUGACACUCUAACCCAGGGGUCAGCAAAGUUUAUCUUGCCUGGGUCGGAUCAGUCCCACGGAGGAUCCCUCUGUGGGCUGGAUCGUGCACGUGCCCGCGAUUUUCAGCGCCGUGGAAGCAAGUCCCCGUGCUGUGCUGCACCAGUAGCUCAGUCCUGGGGGGGCAGCUCAUGGGCCGGUCAAAUGACCUUCUGUCCCAUGGCCUUUAGGUUGCUGACCCCUGCUCUAACCACUACACCACACUGGCUUCCUACAGUACGUCUCCUAUGGGGGGCAGCUCUAUGAAUUAAGUAGGUAAAUAAACAGGGGGAACCAAAAUGUCAGAGAAGGAUCUGAAAUGUUUUUAGCUUGAAUUUUCAGUUUGAAGUUUGAAUUCAUUUUAUUCUAGAUGGUUAUAUUUGAAGCUUUAUCGUGUUGUAAAUGGCUAUGAGUUUUUUCCCCUUUAAAAUAUAAAGCAGUAUAGAAAUGAAAUCAGUAAUAAUAAUAACAAUUCCCACCGCAGAGGGAGGAAAGGGCGCACCUGGACAUUACAUUGUGGCGACCAGGUUUAAGGGGCCAUUUGGCGAUCAACUUACCGUAUUUUUUGCUCUAUAGGACUCACUUUUUCCCUCCUAAAAAGUAAGGGGAAAUGUGUGCGCGUCUUAUGGGGCGAAUGCAGGCUGCGCAGCUAUCCCAGAAGCCAGACAGAAGCUUUCACUGCGCAGCGAUCCCUCUUGCUGUUCUGGCUUCUGAGAUUCAGAAUAUUUUUUUUCUUGUUUUCCUCCUCCAAAAACUAGGUGCGUCUUGUGGUCUGGUGCAUCUUAUAGGGCGGAAAAUACGGUAUAUAUCUGAGUUUCUGUAUCUGAGUGCCUUAGAUGGCAUCGUAUCGUUGACAUCAGAGGAACCCCUGUGAUUGUUCACUAAUCUUACAGGUGACCAUUGCUAACCAUUGUUUUUAAAACCCACUUCUGGGCUAGCUUUUCACCCAUGUCUCCUUGGACCACCUCUCUUUCAGGUCCUGCACUUCUACUGUGACACUUGCUCUGUCCCCAUCUGCCGGGAGUGCAGCAUGGGACGUCACGUGGGCCACAGUUUUAUCUACCUCCAAGAUGCUCUGCAGGACUCCAGAACUCUUACCAUCCAGCUACUAGCCGAUGCUCAACAGGGUCGCCAGGCCAUUCAGGUAAAUGUACAGUCAUACCUCAUGUUACGUCCGCUUCAUGUUACGUUCUUUCAGGUUACAUCCUGUGGCGACCCGGAAGUACCGGAAAGGGUUACUUCCUGGUUUUGCCACUCGCACAUGCGCAGAAGCGCAAAAGGACGUCAUGCGCAGAAGCGGCGAAUCGCAACCCACAUGUGCACAGGCGCGCCGCUGCGGGUUGCUCUCUUUUCAUGUUGCGAACGGGCCUCUGGAACAGAUCUCGUUUGCAACCAGAGGUACCACUGUACAAGCUGCAUGGCGGGCUGCAUAUAUUGUGGCUGUUCCUUGAACACCCAGCGACCAAUUUCUAUAAUCAACUGAAAGUAAUAGUUGUCUAAUCCAGAGGUUAUUGGCCUUUUUGAGUCCACGGCUCCCUUGACCAACUGCAUUCUUUCUGCGGCACCCCUGAGGGGCUCAGGAGCCCAGUUACUUCACCCCUUGCCUGCAGAGCUGGCAGCCUCUCACUCUUUUUCGAAGACCCUCCCUUGUGGAGUGUUCCCACAGCCUCCUUUCCCUUCUCUGCUGCAGCCUGUGGUCUCUGAGCCACCCCCCUGCCCCAAAGAGAGGUGCCUCCUCACACUGCCCCACAGGGGCCUGGGACUUGUCUAUCCAUUCCAGUGGUGUAGGGGUUGAGAGGGGUGGACUCGUAAUCUGGUGAACCGGGUUCGCUCCCCUGCUCCUCCACAUGCAGCUGCUGGGUGACCUUGGGCCAGUCACACUUCUCUGAGGUCUCUCAGCCCCACUCACCUCUCAGAGUGUUUGUUGUGGGGGAGGAAGGGAAAAGGAGAAUGUUAGCCGCUUUGAGACUCCUUCAGGUAGUGAUAAAGUGGGAUAUCAAAUCCAAACUCUUUUUCUUCUUCAUUCCCAACAGCAAGGGCUGGUGGACUGGCUGGCUGGGCUCCCUCGUCCGCUUGCUUGCUUCCUUGCUUGCUUGCUUACUCACUCCAAGGCCGCCUCAGCUCCUGGCAACCAGCACCCCCUGGCCAGCCCCAGAGGCACCCUUCGCUUGCGGAGCUUGUAGCCAGGGCUGCAGCAAGCAGCUGUGCAAGCCAUUGGGAGGAAGAGACGUGAGAAGGCAUUAGACGAGGGAGGGAAGGAAUGAAGGCCAGAGGCCAGUGUUGCCCAGGGCACCCCAACCAUCCUUCAAAGCACCCCAGGGUGCCACGUCACACUGCUUGAAAACCACUGGGCUAAUUAUUAGGGAAGAAGGGCUGAAUAUAAAUACAAUAAAUAAAUAUUAGGAUUAAGGCCUCAAGGUCUGGUAUGCCAUAACUUCUUUUCCAUCUGAAAAAAUGGCACAAAGCUUUAUAUUAUGUUACAAGGUAUGGGGAGUAGUGUUUCUGGGCACUCCUCUUUCUGCUAUAAACUGAUGCCACAAAACUAGUUAAACAGGUAUAGCUCACCUCUCCAGAAACACUUUCUUACUUUAUAUGGGUGGUAUUGCUCUGGUUCUUCCAUCUGGAAUUCAAGGGGCAUUAUUUCCUGGAUCUUUGGUAUUCAAAGAAGCACUAUAAAUGACUUGGAAUGAUACGUACAAGUACUGUAUUUCAAACUUUUCACGAGGAAAAGGCACUCUCACUAAAUAGCACCACCUGGUGGCACUAGAGCUCAUAAGAAUCCAUUUUUAAAUUGCUUUUUGCUGAUUUAAAAGUUAUGGGGAUGUGAAGGUUCCAUUUUUUAUUUUAAAUGUAAGGGAGAGAAGACCUUUCCUUUAAUUGUGGUGCUGCAUUUUCAGAGAAGAAUAGUUUAAAACAAUGAAUGGCAUUAGCUUGCAGAAACCUAGUUGCAAAUUAUUGUAGCAUCACUUGGGAAACCUCAAAUGUUUAUAAAUUAAGCUUGAUACUAAGUUCUGAUAUGCUAAACUAUAGGUAAAGGUAAAGGGACCCCUGACUAUCAGGUCCAGUCGUGACCAACUCUGGGGUUGCGGCGCUCAUCUAGCUUUAUUAGCCGAGGGAGCCGGCAUACAGCUUCCGGGUCAUGGGGCCAGCAUGACUAAGCCGCUUCUGGCGAACCAGAGCAGCGCACGGAAACACCGUUUAUCUUCCCGCCAGAGCAGCACCUAUUUAUCUACUUGUACUUUGACGUGCUUUCGAACUGCUAGGUUGGCAGGAGCAGGGACCGAGCAACGGGAGCUCACCCCGUCGCAGGGAUUCGAACCGCCAACCUUCUGAUCGGCAAGUCCUAGGCUCUGUGGUUUAACCCACAGCGCCACCCGCAUCCCUAUGUUAAACUAUGGUUUGGUACUAUUUUGCUUGAACUAACCACAGUUAAAAGUAAACCAGAGUUUCCCAAGUUUGAGUAUAACAGGAAACUGUGCUGUGCUUUAUUCAAAACUGAAGAAGCAGUUGUUUUCAACUUCUUUCCCUCAAGUACUGAGGAAGUAGGGAGUGGGGAGGAAUAAGUCUAAUGUUUGCCAUGGCGCAUUCCCAUAAUGCUCAACUGGGACAGCAAGUAGGCAGUUAGAGAAGAAUCUGUGCAUUCCCAAUCCAGAAGAGGCUAUGACAGCAGCUACUGUGUCAGUUCCUAGUUAUUUUAAGGCUUUAUUUUCACUUGAGCAACGAGCCCAUUGUAUUCCAUCGGCAAACUCUAACCUCAACAUGAAAUAAACAUAAAAACUGGCCUGGAGGUUGAUCUGUGGCUGAUUUGCCCCCAACUCUGCGUGUUUUAAUGUCUCUUAAGUCACAAUGACUUGGUUUAUACAUGGAGCAGAUGGAUAGCUCAACCUGUUAGAGUGUGGUGCUGAUAACGCCAAGGUUGCAGGUUUGAUCCCCGUAUGGGUCAGCUGCAUAUUCCUGCUCUGCAGGCAGCUGGACUUAGAUAAUCCUCAGGGUCCUUUCAACCUAUAAUUCUAUGAUUUGUACCAGGGUUUGUGCCAGGCUGGAGGUAAAGAUUUACACGUUUAAACACUACCCUACAUGCAGAAGUAAGGCAUGCAAGGAAGAAGGUUAGCAUGCCAAGAGAAUGGUUCAGCCUAGCUUUCUACAUGCAAGAAGUUUUGUCCUCCACUCCCCAUGGAACGCUCUCCAAAGUGAAGCCAGACGGGUGUCGACACUUGACAUUUUUCAAGUGUGAGGUUAAGAAUUUCCUCCUCUUCCAGACAUUUGAUAGAAUAUGAUAGAAGAAGUCUCAUGUUGGUGUGCUGUAGGUAAGGUUUUGCUUUUCCUGCGAAGGCUGCUAUUUAAUGUGUUUGAUUUGUUGCUAAAUUGCUGAUAGUUUUUAAGCAAAUUCUGUAUGGUUUUUGAACAUUAUUUCGCGUCUCCUAGAAGCUGCCCUUUAUUAUGACACAUUCAUUCAUUCAUUUACUGUGCAAGGCAACAUUUAAACAUGUGCCUUCUUGCUUUUCAUCUUGACGUGGUAUGCACAGAAAACCUCUUGCUGCAUGUAUAGAUGACGGUGUCUGUACAGUGGUACCUUGGGUUACAUACGCUUCAGGUUACAGACUUCGCUAACCCAGAAAUAUUACCUCGGGUUAAGAACUUUGCUUCAGGAUGAGAACAGAAAUCGUUCAGCGGCAGCGCAGCAGCAGGAGGAGGCCCCAUUAGCUAAAGUGGUGCUUCAGGUUAAGAACAGUUUCAGGUUAAGAACAGACCUCCGGAACGAACGAAGUACUUAACCCGAGGUACCACUGUAUUUGAAAAACAGGCUAGAGCAGGGGUGCCCAAACUUUUUUCAGAGGGCCAGAUUUGAUGAAGUGAACAUGUGUGAGGGUGAGCUUUUUUAAGGAUUGAAGUUGCUGAGCAUUUUUUACAAUUUUACCCCAAAGUUUUUGAGCUUUUUUACUGCCACGGGGGCCGGAUUAGGCCCCUGAAAUGGACUUUGGACAUGCCUGGGCUAGAGGGAAAGAGAUCUGCCACGUUGGUUGCAAGUGGCCUUUGUACUUAUAGCAGCAGCACUGCUUGCUAGUCGCUGUAUAUCAAUGAGGAGACUUCAGGGGGAAGGGAUCUGAAAAAGGCUUCUUGGAAAACCCCAUAACUCUCCUCCUGAUGGAGCCUUUUAAAAGAAAGCCUUGAUCCUUGGAAUGGUGGCGGUGCAUUUUCUGCUUCACUUUUGCCACAAAGGCCAGUGCUUAGUUGCUCAAUGGGCCCUCUGGAUAAGAGAAAUGAAACGAACAUGCGGAAUUUCCAUUUUUGUAAAGAAACAUCUGCAAGGGGAAACAGCACACCGAAUGCUGCUGCUGGAGGCUUACGCGCCAACUCUCUGCAACUGGGAAGUUUUCAUGGAGAGAUCUUAUCUCUCUCUUUUGUUGCAAAACUACAGCUAUCUCAAUGUAAAUAGAUAUGUUGCUGCCCCAAUAAAUCACUCUCUUUGGAAAAAAUUCUCCCCUUAAACAAUAGAAGACCCAAGGGUAUGAACUUGUAGGUUUUCAACCCUUUCUCCCCCUCAGGUGAAUUCUACUUAUCUACCUUUGUUAAUCAUGCGUUGCUCGUAAAUCUAAAGCUUAAAUUUAUAAUAAUCAAAGGAACAAAUGUCAGCGUAGCUGCAUCUUCAGCACUGGGGUUGGUAGUAAAGUGACUAGGGCUAACUUUCCCGAUCCUGAAGCUGCUAAGAAGGAGCAUGCAAAUAUUAUAAUCUUUGCUGAAGGCGGCAUCGGGCUUAGAGUGUGAAUGUUCAAAUUAGUGCUAGUACCUAAUUAACCUGAAACCACCAGUCACUUCUUAUAAGGUUAAUAUUAGAUGCCUGACUUAAGAAUGCACUAUAUAAGCACAUGGUUUGCUUGCUGUGCUGUAAGCCACCCAGAGUGGCUGGGGAAACCCAGCUAGAUGGGUGGAGUAUAAAUAAUAAUAAUAAUAAUAAUAAUAAUAAUAAUAAUAACAAUAAUAAUAAUAGCUUUAUUAUUGUCUCUUUUGGACGGGGGGCAGCGGGAAGCAAACAUUGCACUGAGCUCAUGCUCUCUUUGUUGCUUAAGUUGUUCAGUGCACUUGGAGCAUUGCUGAGUAAUGGCUAUUACUUGGGGGUACGGGGACGACAACCAACCAUUUACCGUAUUUUUCGCUCCAUAAGACGCACCAGACCACAAGACGCACCUAGUUUUUGGAGGAGGAAAACAAGAAAAAAUAUAUUCUGAAUCUCAGAAGCCAGAACAGCAAGAGGGAUCAUUGCGCAGUGAAAGCAGCAAUCCCUCUUGCUGUUCUGGCUUCUGGGAUAGCUGCGCAGCCUGCAUUCGCUCCAUAAGACGCACACACAUUUCCCCUUACUUUUUUAGGAGGGAAAAAGUGAGUCUUAUAGAGCAAAAAAUACGGUAUAUAAGGGGUCAGCAAACUUUUCCAGCAGUGGGCCAGUCCACUGUCCCUCAGACCUUGUGGGGGGCCAGACUAUAUUUUGAAAAAAAUAAUGAACAAAUUCCUAUGCCCCACAAAUAACCCAGAGAUGCAUUUUAAAUAAAAUGACACAUUCUACUCAUGUAAACACAAACUGAUUCCCGGACCAUCCACGGGCCAGAUUUAGAAGGCGAUUUGGCCGGAUCCAGCCCCCGGACCUUAGUUUGCCUACCCAUGGUUUAUAUCCUGUCUUUUCUACCAAAGAGCUUAUGGUCCUCCUCUCUUUCUUUUAUCCUCACAACAGCCCUGUGAAGUAGGCUAGGCUGAGAAGUAAUGACUGGACCAAGGUCACCCAGAGAGAGUUUCAUGUCUGAGUGGGGAUUUGAACCCAGGUCUCUCCGCCAGCUCUAUUCUGGCACCUGAACCUCUCUACUGGUUUUCAAAUCACUUCUGAAAAUGAAGGAAGGAAACGUGCAUUAUGUCCAGGAGAUCAAGAAGCCUGCCAUUUGUCAAAAUGAGGGUGGUCUUGUAAGCUGAUGUAGUAUUGGGCUAGGGGUGUUCCCUAAGAAAUAUUGGAGAGCCAAUUCUCAAUUUUAAACAGCUUGCUGCUAUUGAGUUGGAGGGGGGUGAGGAGGAUGACAGCAGGAGAUAGAGGGCUGAAAGACAUGUUAAAGCCUAGGUCUAAAAAACCCACUGAAUUAGACUAAUGGUGCCCUAUUUGUACUCCCCCCGCCCUUCUACAACGCCUUUUAAAAAGUUUGAAAAGCGAAGAAGAAUCUACAAACAUCCCAUAGAAAUGAGACUUUCAGUUUUUGACAGUGCGCUUUCUACUAGCUUCUUGCUGACGGAUUGUGUGUAGCUGCUUGCUGUGUGUGUGUGUUGAAUUGGAGAGAGCUAGCCUGGCCCGGUCAUGGGUAGAAGCUCCCUCCCUCUUCCACUAACAAACCUGAUGGUUAUCUUGGUCAAGUCUUGAACACACUAACCUUGAACUUUUUGCCCCAUGCUGUGGGAAUUGGUGAUGUAUUGGGCACUUUCUGCUUCAGUUCUAGAAGAGUUGUAUUGCAUGAGAAAUCCACCGUGUGCUACUGUUGAAUCACAUUGACUUAAAAGUUAUUUUUUUUCUUUCUCUCCCUCUUGCUUUUUAGCUCAGCAUUGAGCAGGCCCAAGCUGUAGCAGAACAAGUUGAGAUGAAGGCAAAAAUGGUACAAUCUGAAGUGAAAGCAGUGACAUCUAGGCACAAGAAGGCCCUAGAAGAAAGGGAGUGUGAGCUGCUAUGGAAGGUAAAAAAGAAAGAAAAAAGACACAGGGCAUGCCAUCUGGUUCAUGAACCACAAUGGCACACUUUAUUGUCCCUUGUCAAAUGGGACCGGGCAUUCCCUGCUGAUCUGUGUCUUGUUUAAACAGCUGGUUCUCUUGUUUGUCUUCACAAUAAACAUGUGUUAUGGUUACCCCUCUAUAAAAGGAACAAGAAAAAAAGUUCGGUGAAAGAGUAGCUGAAUUCAGACAAAGCACUAAACUAUGGUGCCAUGCCAACAUUGCUGGACUACAGGUUCCAUCGUUCCUGAGCAUUGCCGGUGCUUGCUGGGGCUGAUGGGAGUUGUAGUCCGAAACAACUUCUGGAAGUGCACCAUGUUGCCUGCACCUGUAUUAAAGAUAGGUUAGUAUUGCAGGAAUGAUGCUAGGCUUGCCCUGAUGAAUGAGCUGAUCUACUUCUCUCUUGUCAUCCAAAUCUUGGCAAAGUCUGACUGAUCUCAACUGUUCAUGGAAACCAGCCAGGGGCAUAAACCGUAGUUUGACGUUGUCUUGUUUCCACUAACAGUAAUUUAGAUGCAACUCUGAUUUGUUAAGGUUUGGAUGACCCAGCAAGUUGUGGCUAAUUUCAGAUGGAAGUGAAACUUUCUGAACUGUGUGUGGCUGUGCUGAAGGAGGAGAGGGCCUGGGAGAAGCUGGGUUCAUUCAUGCAAAGCUAAACUAUGGUUUUAAUGUUCCAUCUGAACCAGCCUAUUCUCUGCUUGACCAAACUGGCUAUCAUCCAGUCCUUGAUAAGUUAAACACGGGAAGUAUAUAGAGCUAUAGCCCGCCCCCAAAAUGUGAAAUGUACUUUAGUUUUUACAGCAAAUUCUGAACGCUACAAAGCCAUGUAUUCUUGCCACAGACAAACUACUUCUCUGUUCUUUGAGUGUGAAACCCUGUGUAAUUAACUUUCCUUUUAAGCCCCUUGCGUGGCUUGUAAAUAAAACUAGCAGGGCUGAAAUUUUUUUAAAAAUUUAUUUUGGGCUAUCAUUUUAGGCUGUAUCAAAUGAAUCUACUUGGGCCCCAGGUUAUGGGUGACCAGUGAGUGUGACGUCAUGACAUCACAAUGUCACACGUGCCACCCCUGCCUCAGAACUUGAAUUCUGGUAGCACCAGACAUCAGGUUCUGAGGUCUUGCAAGGCCUCACAGACAGCAUCUCUGACGUGUCUCGAGGCCUCAGAUAUGACUUCUGGUGCUUCAGGAGGCUGAGCACCCACAACAAACUUUUUGUGGGUGCUCAGAGCCCCCUAUAGUUGGCACCCCUGGGCUGUGUAUAGGUGAUUUUCCUGAUUAUAGUGACUUCAGGCAGGUAGGAGAGUAAUUUUACCCCAACCCAACUUUAAAAUGUCUUUCUCUUUCCCUAAAUACACAGCGUGCUAGGUAUAUCUUUGUGGUAACGUAUCUAACAUGUUACGUCUUAACUGGGGCAACAUCUAAUAUGUUACACAUAAUAGGCAUAAAUGUAAUCUGAGAGUGUGCCCAUCUCGUCCUUUUCUCUCAAGUACCUGAGCUUUCACAUCUACAUGAGGGGGUAGUUUUAAUGGGACAAUAUAGAUAUUUUUGAGUGUCUGGAGGCGGGAAUGCCACAAACAUUCAGCAACCCCCUAAACAUUUUCCUCAUCAUCAUGCCUACCGUUAUUGCAGAGAAAGAGAUGAUUUCUGUUAACCGAGGUGCAUUUGUCAACACAUCAGAAUUCUUCUUUCCUUUAACAUCUUAAAUACACAGCUCAAGCUGCCAACAGCAUUUAUGAUAUCCUAGAGACAAAGGAUGCAUAAUUGUGUCUGGGCGGGGGGCAUAGCUAGCUGGAAAACAAAAUGGCGGCAUAAUUCUGUGUCUCCAAUCGCCCCAAGACAAAAUCUAAGCAGAGUGGAUCCUAUUGAUAUCUAAUCAAAAAGUUUUAUACAGCCUAGGUAAGGUGAUGAUCCAAGGAAUAUGGGGACCAAAAAGUAAAUCUGCAAGUUUAGAUCUUCAGGAAAUAGAUGGAGCUUUGUUUGAGGCUUCAGAGGAGGCCUCAGACACCGACACGACCAAAGGCAAUAUGAAAACCCACAAAGGUGGGAAAGUGGCUGCCAUAAUGGAGGAGGACAGAGACUCAGAGGAGUACAUUAAUAAAAUAAGGUAGGCCCUGGCCUUGGACCAAAGAGCAGCCCUAGAUCUAUUUGAGCAGAAAUUUGACAUGCUUUCUAACAAACUUGUCAGAUACUUCUCAAACAGCGUACAAAUUGUGUCUCUGUGUUACCUUCGUUUUAGGUGGAGAAAAUCCGCCAAGUGAAAGCCAAGUCCCUCUACCUGCAGGUUGAGAAACUGCGUCAGAAUCUAAACAAGUUGGACAACACCAUCAGCGCAGUGCAGCAGGUCCUUGAGGAAGGUCGGAGCAUGGAUAUCCUCCUGGCUCGCGACCGGAUGCUUGCUCAGGUGCAGGAGCUGAAGAACGUCCGAGGCUUCCUGCAGCCCCAAGAGGACGACAGGGUCAUGUUCACUCCUCCUGAUCAGGCAUUGUAUAUGGCCAUCAAGUCUAUGGGGUUUGUCAGCAGCGGGGCCUUCGCUCCUCUGACCAAAGCCACUGGAGAAGGUCUCAAGCGGGCACUGCAGGGCAAAGUGGCCUCUUUCACAGUGAUUGGCUAUGACCACGACGGGGAGACGCGUCUUUCUGGGGGAGACAUGAUCUCUGCCGUGGUCAUGGGGCCGGAUGGAAAUCUCUUUGGGGCAGAUAUUAGCGACCAGCAGAAUGGAACCUACAUCGUCAAUUACAGGCCGCAGAUGGAAGGGGAGCACCUGAUUUCGGUCAUGAUGUGCAACCAGCACAUAGAAAACAGCCCGUUCAAAGUCACCGUCAAGUCAGGGCGCAGCUAUGUUGGCAUCGGGCUUCCGGGGCUCUGUUUUGCCAGCGAGGGGGAUAGCGAGGGCAAGCUGUGCCGCCCCUGGGGCGUUAGUGUAGAUAAGGAAGGCUACAUCAUCGUCGCCGACCGCAGCAACAACCGCAUCCAGGUCUUUAAGCCUUGCGGCGCCUUCCACCACAAGUUUGGCACCUUGGGCUCCAGGCCCGGCCAGUUUGACAGGCCUGCCGGCGUGGCCUCCGACUCCUCGCGGCGGAUUGUCGUGGCUGACAAGGACAAUCAUCGCAUCCAGAUCUUCACCUUUGACGGCCAGUUCAUUCUGAAGUUCGGGGAGAAAGGAACCAAGAACGGGCAGUUCAAUUACCCGUGGGAUGUGGCAGUGAACUCCGAGGGCAAAAUCCUGGUGUCCGACACGAGGAACCAUCGGGUUCAGCUCUUUGGGCCUGACGGAGUGUUCCUGAACAAGUACGGUUUUGAAGGGGCACUCUGGAAGCACUUUGAUUCCCCGAGAGGAGUGACGUUCAAUCACGAAGGCCACCUGGUCGUGACGGAUUUCAACAAUCACCGUCUCCUGGUCAUACACCCCGACUGUCAGUCGGCCCGCUUCCUUGGCUCCGAAGGCACAAGCAACGGCCAGUUUCUGCGCCCGCAAGGUGUGGCCGUGGACCAGGAAGGCCGAAUCAUUGUGGCAGAUUCCAGGAACCACCGCGUGCAGAUAUUUGAGCCGAAUGGCAGCUUUUUAUGCAAAUUUGGCACUCAGGGAAGUGGCUUUGGUCAGAUGGACCGUCCUUCAGGUAUAACAGUCACCCCAGAUGGCAUGAUUGUUGUGGUUGACUUUGGAAACAAUCGCAUACUCGUCUUCUGA